Molecule: messenger RNA, 63144 nt
Organism: Xyrichtys novacula (pearly razorfish)
Lineage: Eukaryota; Metazoa; Chordata; Actinopteri; Labriformes; Labridae
Source: the annotation of a GenBank genome assembly
AUGUACUCUCAGUAUUGGAACACGACUCGUGAUCGCAGACCGGACUACAGGAGAUACACAGUGAGUAUCACACAGUUUAUCGCCUUUCUGUCAGAUCCUCACUGCUCUCAUCAGCCUUCGGUUUAGAUGAACCAUCCUGAAAACAAACCUUUAACACAUUCAUUUUCACAGUUUGUUAUGGUGUCGGAAGAGAGGUACGAGUAUGAAAAGUCUUAUUAGUCUUUUAAGCAGAGGUGGAAAACUCCUUUUUUAUUCUUGUAUGUUGAAGCCAAGAGGUCUCAGACGUCUGUGUGCAAGACAGUAUUUCUGCCGUACAGUUGACUUUAUGGUGGUUUGGAAGGUUUAGAAUGGUAAUGAAUUCACAUUGAUACUUUUGUCAAAGCAAAAUUAGUCUUUAUUAGGAGCAUUUGUUGCAUAUUUAGACACACAUGCUAAAGUGUGGGACAAUUUUAGUGAUCAAAAUACACAAUAAAUAAGAAGGUGCUGUAAAAAUAAGGAAAAGCUGAAUUAGCCGUACAUUACAGUUAAAAAGUCAGCCACCCAAACCCUUAAAACUGUUUGAGUAAGGCUUCAAAUCUUGCCUUUUAACUGAAGUACUUUAAGCCUAUAGGGGGCACUCAGUUUAUUAUUGGCAGGAGUAAGUGAGGACAAAAGAAGCAGUGGACUUUUUACGCUAUAUGAGAAACAUCGUCAAGAUAAAGUGCUUCUGCUACCCUGCAGACAUGUUGCAAACUGACAGUAAGAAAAUGUUUCUGAGUGACAGACAGUCGUGCUGAAGUUACGACUUCAAGUGUGGCUUUAGUUGGCUAUAACUCAGUUAGCUGCAUAGCUAGUACCCAGCGAGCAUUUUGAGGUUGAUUAUACGUCUAUUAUCCCACUGAGCAAAAGACGUAUAUUAGACGUCUAGUCUAAAUUUAUACUUCAUUUCAACGUCGGGAUUCGGUCUAUUUCUAGACGUGAUUUAUACUUCGCCCACAACUUCAUUUUUCGAUAACUUUUAUGCAAUAAACAACUGUAAUGAGCAUAACUGACCUCUAAGUACUGGAUUACAUUACUUAUGAUACCGUGGAGAGAUAUGCAGCAUAGUAUAGAUGUAGACGUCAUUUACACGUAUAGAUUUACAGUAUACUUCAUUUCAACGUCUAGAUUCAGUCUAUUUCUAGAUUUAUACUUCGCCCUCAACUUCAUUUUUCGAUAACUAUUUAUGCAAUAAACAACUGUAAUGUGCAUAACUGACCUUUUGAUACUGAAUUACAUUACUUACGAUACCGUGGAGAGAUAUGCAGCAUAGUUUAGAUGUGGACGUCAUUUACACGUAUAAAUUUAUACUUAAUUUCAACGUCGGGAUUCGGUCUAUUUCUAGACGUGAUUUAGACGUAUAAAUUUAUACGUCAUUUCAACGUCUACAUAUAGACCGAAUCUAGACAAUUGAUUUUAAUCCACAAUUCAAGAGUUGAUUUCAAUUCAUCGCAGAUUUCCAAGUGUUUCCACCACCACCCGCUGGAACUCUUGGUGAAAAGAUAUGAUUUAGUAACAUUCAAUUCAAUAAUUAGAAUACAUUACUUAACAUUUUGUACUGUAGUUAUGCCACUCUUACUUUUCUCAGGCAUUGGGUCGGAAUAAACCCUCUUCCUCGUUGCAAAAUCUGAGAACGAGACAAUAAAUAGAUGAUGAAUAUGGUGCUUAACUUUGGCUUUUAAACACAAAAUCAUAUGCUGUUGCACAAUUUUAAAAUAGCCCCCACCCUACUUAAAAACCACUGCUAAACCUGAUAAAUCCUUACCUUGAAUCCAAUUCAAAAAUUCAUCCAUGAAAUCACCCUCCCUAGCUCUUUUUCUCCGCCACUCUUUCAAAUAAUUAGAGGCCAUAUUCAAUUUGGCUGGAAAGAAAACACAUGGAAAAAAGAAAGUAGAAAAAUAAUAACAGUGUGAACUUGUAGAUCAACCAUUAUAAAAAAUAUAUCUAUGACAAUUACAGUUAAACACAAAUUUAAUUAUAUGAAAAAAUACCACUGGAUAAACAAAAUCAACAGUACUGGCAUCAAAAUAGGCUUCAUUUUCUAACUUAAUUAGAUAGCCUAACUAGCAGCUUUUAAACUUGGCUCCAACAGAGAGAGCAGGCCCUUAUUUACUUUCAUGACAACACACGUUAGCAUGGACUAUUUGAUGCUGUUGGACCCACGCUGGCUAAACUAGCCACAAGCUAGCCCUCAUAGUAGCAACCAGGCUACAUGCGAACUCGAGUUUAACAUUUGCUGUAAAUGCAUUUCACCGUCACGCAUCAUGAUGCACGAUGGUGGGAGGACCAAAGCUUGCAAAAAUAAACAUUUUCUAUAAUAUCUCCUUCAGCACCCACCUCGCUUCAGCAGAAAGUAUAACUCUCGAACUCCGCGACUCCUGGUACUUCUGAUGUACUCCGACGGUCUUGAGGUCGAGUGUGGACAGAGCGCAAUGCUUCAGCCGGAUGUUGUGCGGUCCACAAUUUGAAGCCGUUUUCAUGUUAUGGUCCGAUUAUGGUACGAUCUCCAAGCGAGUGUUAAGCUGGGCUCUUGCAGAGCUACCAAAUACUUUUUGUCGCUCAUCUCGUAGUAUUGCGGCUAUGCCGAUAACUUUUAUCGCGGACUACUUUGCUCUUGGCGGAAUUAGAAUCUACCAGAAGUGGUUGCACGGUGGGUCACGUGAGCGUGCUCCACCAAUAAGGUGGCUGGAUUAUUGUCACGGUGGCAGCCGGUGUUACAGAGACGGAUAAAACACAUGAAAUGUAAGAAUUAAAUUGAAUUUCAGCGACCAACUUUGUUGUCGAGUACUCAGCAGGACCCAGGCUUUAAGAUCCGAAGUUGUUUUUUAUUUUAUUUUUCUGCCGUAUAUGCGUUUUGACCGGAUAUGGCGAAAAGACCGGUUACACUCAGGAGUAUGAUGGUAGUCCCACAGAUUGAGAUCAAUUCUGCAACGUUCAGUUAUCAUUUUAAAUGAUCAACUCUUGAAUUGUGGAUUAAAAUCGAUUGUCUAGAUUCGGUCUAUAUGUAGACUUUGAAAUGACGUAUAAAUUUAUACGUCUAAAUCACGUCUAAAAAUAGACCGAAUCCCGACGUUGAAAUUAAGUAUAAAUUUAUACGUGUAAAUGAUGUCUAAAAAUAGACCGUAUCCAGACGUUGAAAUGAAGUAUAAAUUUAUACGUGUAAAUGACGUCUACAUCUAUACUAUGCUGCAUAUCUCUCCACGGUAUCAUAAGUAAUGUAAUCCAGUAUUAAAAGGUCAGUUAUGCACAUUACAGUGGUUUAUUGCAUUAAUAGUUAUCGAAAAAUGAAGUUGAGGGCGAAGUAUAAAUCACGUCUAGAAAUAGACUGAAUCUAGACGUUGAAAUGAAGUAUAAAUUUAUACGUGUAAAUGACGUCUAGAAAUAGACUGAAUCUAGACGUUGAAAUGAAGUAUAACUUUAUACGUGUAAAUGACGUCUAGAAAUAGACUGAAUCUAGACGUUGAAAUGAAGUAUAAAUUUAUACGUGUAAAUGACGUCUACAUCUAUACUAUGCUGCAUAUCUCUCCACGGUAUCAAAAGUAAUGUAAUCCAGUAUCAAAAGAUCAGUUAUGCACAUUACAGUGGUUUAUUGCAUUAAAAGAUAUUGAAAAAUGAAGUUGAGGGCGAAGUAUAAAUCACGUCUAGAAAUAGACUGAAUCUAGACGUUGAAAUGAAGUAUAAAUUUAUACGUGUAAAUGACGUCUAGAAAUUGACUGAAUCUAGACGUUGAAAUGAAGUAUAAAUUUAUACGUGUAAAUGACGUCUAGAAAUAGACUGAAUCUAGACGUUGAAAUUAAGUAUAAAUUUAUAUGUGUAAAUGACGUCUACAUCUAUACUAUGCUGCAUCUCUCUCCACGGUAUCAUAAGUAAUGUAAUCCAGUAUUAAAAGGUCAGUUAUGCACAUUACAGUGGUUUAUUGCAUUAAAAGAUAUUGAAAAAUGAAGUUGAGGGCGAAGUAUAAAUCACGUCUAGAAAUAGACUGAAUCUAGACGUUGAAAUGAAGUAUAAAUUUAAACGUGUAAAUGACGUCUACAUCUAUACUAUGCUGCAUCUCUCUCCACGGUAUCAUAAGUAAUGUAAUCCAGUAUUAAAAGGUCAGUUAUGCACGUUACAGUGGUUUAUUGCAUUAAUAGUUAUCGAAAAAUGAAGUUGAGGGCGAAGUAUAAAUCACGUCUAGAAAUAGACUGAAUCUAGACGUUGAAAUGAAGUAUAAAUUUAAACGUGUAAAUGACGUCUAGAAAUAGACUGAAUCUAGACGUUGAAAUGAAGUAUAAAAAAUACGUGUAAAUGACGUCUACAUCUAUACUAUGCUGCAUCUCUCUCCACGGUAUCAUAAGUAAUGUAAUCCAGUAUUAAAAGGUCAGUUAUGCACAUUACAGUGGUUUAUUGCAUUAAAAGAUAUUGAAAAAUGAAGUUGAGGGCGAGGUAUAAAUCACGUCUAGAAAUAGACUGAAUCUAGACAUUGAAAUGAAGUAUAAAUUUAUAUGUGUAAAUGACGUCUACAUCUAUACUAUGCUGCAUCUCUCUCCACUGUAUCAUAAGUAAUGUAAUCCAGUAUUAAAAGGUCAGUUAUGCACAUUACAGUGGUUUAUUGCAUUAAUAGUUAUCGAAAAAUGAAGUUGAGGGCGAAGUAUAAAUCACGUCUAGAAAUAGACUGAAUCUAGACGUUGAAAUGAAGUAUAAAUUUAAACGUGUAAAUGACGUCUAGAAAUAGACUGAAUCUAGACGUUGAAAUGAAGUAUAAAAAAUACGUGUAAAUGACGUCUACAUCUAUACUAUGCUGCAUCUCUCUCCACGGUAUCAUAAGUAAUAUAAUCCAGUAUUAAAAGGUCAGUUAUGCACAUUACAGUGGUUUAUCGCAUUAAAAGUUAUCGAAAAAUGAAGUUGAGGGCGAAGUAUAAAUCACGUCUAGAAAUAGACCGAAUCCAGACGUUGAAAUGAAGUAUAAAUUUAUACGUGUAAAUGACGUCUACAUCUAUACUAAGCUGCAUCUCUCUCCACGGUAUCACAUGUAAUGUAAUCCAGUAUUAAAAGGUCAGUUAUGCACAUUACAGUGGUUUAUUGCAUUAAAAGUUAUCGAAAAAUGAAGUUGAGGGCGAAGUAUAAAUCACGUCUAGAAAUAGACUGAAUCUAGACGUUGAAAUGAAGUAUAAAUUUAUACGUGUAAAUGACGUCUACAUCUAUACUAUGCUGCAUAUCUCUCCACGGUAUCAAAAGUAAUGUAAUCCAGUAUCAAAAGAUCAGUUAUGCACAUUACAGUGGUUUAUUGCAUUAAAAGUUAUCGAAAAAUGAAGUUGAGGGCGAAGUAUAAAUCACGUCUAGAAAUAGACUGAAUCUAGACGUUGAAAUGAAGUAUAAAUUUAUAUGUGUAAAUGACGUCUACAUCUAUACUAUGCUGCAUCUCUCUCCACGGCAGUGCUGGGCGAUAUGGAAAAAAAUGUAUAUCACGAUAUGGAUCAUUUUAUAUCACGAUAACGAUAUAUAUCACGAUAUAGCUAUGGUAUGCUUUCAGUUCUAUGAAAAAUUUAAGUGUAUACAGCUGCACUAGUACAGUACCAGUACAAGACCAGCACUUAAAACUAGAAAAAUGAAUAAAUAAAUACGUGGCUGAAGUGCGUUCAUGUCUGUGCUCACCCAAAGUUAUGUAACACUUACAGAAAACGCUGAUAGUGUGAGCCGAAGCACUCCAUAAUAAUAAUAAUAAUAAUAAUAAUAAUAAUAAAUUUAAUUUGUAAUGCACUUUACAUUUACAAAAAAUCUCAAAGUGCUACAGUACACAGUAAAAAAAGAGCAGCAACAAUAAAAAAAAGCAAUAGAAUGACAGUCACAGAUUAGCUUAAAAAAGAAUUAAAAAAAAAUAUAUAUAUAUAGAGUUGCAAUGUAAGAGGCAAGGUAGUAAAAGCAUAAAGCAUAGAGGAAAACUAACCAAAGGCUUUAUUAAAAAGGUAGGUCUUUAGGGCUCUUUUGAAGAGGUUGUUCACACUGCUAGAUGUUUCUCCUCCAAAGCUGCUCUCUGCCUCCAUCAUUGUUUACUUUACUCUUGAAGCACGUAGCAAGACCCGAGCAUGAAUCCGAGCGCUUUAUUCGCCUAUCAGGGGCAGACAGGUACGGUGAUUGAUUCGCCACGACUCCAGAAAUGAUUGAAAAACUACAGAAUGUCACAAAAUUACGUUUCCUCGCUGCUGGCUUGAAGGGUACAAAUGCGCAGCCGCGCUCCCAGCUGACAGGAAGUCAAACCGCUGUUGUAGUUCUUUUGUGUUGCUAGCGCGGUCAAGAGUGUUUACUCUCACUGAGAGAUGACUACAAAAAUGGACGCACCUGUUCAUCUGGUUGUUAAACACGGCUGAAAAAGAUCAUCUUUUCAUGUUGUUCCCGCUCCUGCCCACUCCCGUUGCUUUUUUUCCCGUCCCGUCCCGAUCAAGAGAUAAAUAAAAAAAUGACUCCCAUCCCGCGGGAAUCACGUGACCCACGGGAAUUCCCGAAAAAAGUCAUCCUCCACAGGGAAGGUCCCGGAGCAGAUGAAACAGGUGCCGGAGCGGCUGAAAUAGGUCCCAGAUCCGAUCAAAAGAGGUCCCGGAUCGCGCUCCGACUUGCUCCGGCACAGAUUAAGCACUGCUUACAAUGAUCCCCUCACGUGUGUAACCCAGGUAACCCGCAACGGCGGGAGGCGCUGGACAUAAAGAGGGCACGUAAAGCGGCGUCAUGUCGCAAAAUCGAAAGAGAAAUGCAAGCCUACAUGUCAACGCAUCCUUUUCUUUGUAAGAAAAUAUUGUUUUCUUUCCCGUUCGACACCAAAUACACUUACUGAAUGUGCAAUUAUUGUUGUUGUUACUAUGAAUCAUCUGAUGGCACAAGCUCUACGGAUUAUAUACAACCUAUCGCCCGAAACGAUAAGAAUAAAAAUGGCACGAUAGACAUUUUCUAUCGUGCCAACGAUAUAUAUCGUCCAAUCGCCCAGCACUACUCCACGGUAUCAAAAGUAAUGUAAUCCAGUAUUAAAAGAUCAGUUAUGCACAUUACAGUGGUUUAUUGCAUUAAAAGAUAUUGAAAAAUGAAGUUGAGGGCGAAGUAUAAAUCACGUCUAGAAAUAGACUGAAUCUAGACGUUGAAAUGAAGUAUAAAUUUAUACGUGUAAAUGACGUCUAGAAAUUGACUGAAUCUAGACGUUGAAAUGAAGUAUAAAUUUAUACGUGUAAAUGACGUCUAGAAAUAGACUGAAUCUAGACGUUGAAAUUAAGUAUAAAUUUAUAUGUGUUAAUGACGUCUACAUCUAUACUAUGCUGCAUCUCUCUCCACGGUAUCAUAAGUAAUGUAAUCCAGUAUUAAAAGGUCAGUUAUGCACAUUACAGUGGUUUAUUGCAUUAAAAGAUAUUGAAAAAUGAAGUUGAGGGCGAAGUAUAAAUCACGUCUAGAAAUAGACUGAAUCUAGACGUUGAAAUGAAGUAUAAAUUUAAACGUGUAAAUGACGUCUACAUCUAUACUAUGCUGCAUCUCUCUCCACGGUAUCAUAAGUAAUGUAAUCCAGUAUUAAAAGGUCAGUUAUGCACGUUACAGUGGUUUAUUGCAUUAAUAGUUAUCGAAAAAUGAAGUUGAGGGCGAAGUAUAAAUCACGUCUAGAAAUAGACUGAAUCUAGACGUUGAAAUGAAGUAUAAAUUUAAACGUGUAAAUGACGUCUAGAAAUAGACUGAAUCUAGACGUUGAAAUGAAGUAUAAAAAAUACGUGUAAAUGACGUCUACAUCUAUACUAUGCUGCAUCUCUCUCCACGGUAUCAUAAGUAAUGUAAUCCAGUAUUAAAAGGUCAGUUAUGCACAUUACAGUGGUUUAUUGCAUUAAAAGAUAUUGAAAAAUGAAGUUGAGGGCGAGGUAUAAAUCACGUCUAGAAAUAGACUGAAUCUAGACAUUGAAAUGAAGUAUAAAUUUAUAUGUGUAAAUGACGUCUACAUCUAUACUAUGCUGCAUCUCUCUCCACUGUAUCAUAAGUAAUGUAAUCCAGUAUUAAAAGGUCAGUUAUGCACAUUACAGUGGUUUAUUGCAUUAAUAGUUAUCGAAAAAUGAAGUUGAGGGCGAAGUAUAAAUCACGUCUAGAAAUAGACUGAAUCUAGACGUUGAAAUGAAGUAUAAAUUUAAACGUGUAAAUGACGUCUAGAAAUAGACUGAAUCUAGACGUUGAAAUGAAGUAUAAAUUUAUACGUGUAAAUGACGUCUAGAAAUAGACUGAAUCUAGACGUUGAAAUGAAGUAUAAAUUUAUACGUGUAAAUGACGUCUAGAAAUAGACUGAAUCUAGACGUUGAAAUGAAGUAUAAAUUUAUACGUGUAAAUGACGUCUAGAAAUAGACUGAAUCUAGACGUUGAAAUGAAGUAUAAAUUUAUACGUGUAAAUGACGUCUAGAAAUAGACUGAAUCUAGACGUUGAAAUGAAGUAUAAAUUUAUACGUGUAAAUGACGUCUAGAAAUAGACUGACUCAGGAAGUUGAAAUGAAGUAUAAAUUUAUACGUGUAAAUGACGUCUAGAAAUAGACUGAAUCCAGACGUUGAAAUGAAGUAUAAAUUUAUACGUGUAAAUGACGUCUAGAAAUAGACUGAAUCUAGACGUUGAAAUGAAGUAUAAAUUUAUACGUGUAAAUGACGUCUACAUCUAUACUGUGCUGCAUAUCUCUCCACGGUAUCAAAAGUAAUGUAAUCCAGUUUUAAAAGAUCAGUUAUGCACAUUACAGUGGUUUAUUGCAUUAAAAGUUAUCGAAAAAUGAAGUUGAGGGCGAAGUAUAAAUCACGUCUAGAAAUAGACUGAAUCUAGACGUUGAAAUGAAGUAUAAAUUUAAACGUGUAAAUGACGUCUACAUCUAUACUAUGCUGCAUCUCUCUCCACGGUAUCAUAAGUAAUGUAAUCCAGUAUUAAAAGGUCAGUUAUGCACAUUACAGUUGUUUAUUGCAUUAAAAGUUAUCGAAAAAUGAAGUUGAUGGCGAAGUAUGAAUCACGUCUAGAAAUAGACCGAAUCCAGACGUUGAAAUGAAGUAUAAAUUUAUACGUGUAAAUGACGUCUAGAAAUAGACUGAAUCUAGACGUUGAAAUGAAGUAUAAAUUUAUACGUGUAAAUGACGUCUAGAAAUAGACUGAAUCUAGACGUUGAAAUGAAGUAUAAAUUUAAACGUGUAAAUGACGUCUAGAAAUAGACUGAAACUAGACGUUGAAAUGAAGUAUAAAUUUAUACGUGUAAAUGACGUCUAGAAAUAGACUGAAUCUAGACGUUGAAAUGAAGUAUAAAUUUAUACGUGUAAAUGACGUCUACAUCUAUACUGUGCUGCAUAUCUCUCCACGGUAUCAAAAGUAAUGUAAUCCAGUUUUAAAAGAUCAGUUAUGCACAUUACAGUGGUUUAUUGCAUUAAAAGUUAUCGAAAAAUGAAGUUGAGGGCGAAGUAUAAAUCACGUCUAGAAAUAGACUGAAUCUAGACGUUGAAAUGAAGUAUAAAUUUAUAUGUGUAAAUGACGUCUACAUCUAUACUAUGCUGCAUCUCUCUCCACGGUAUCAUAAGUAAUGUAAUCCAGUAUUAAAAGAUCAGUUAUGAACAUUACAGUGGUUUAUUGCAUUAAAAGUUAUCGAAAAAUGAAGUUGAGGGCGAAGUAUAAAUCACGUCUAGAAAUAGACUGAAUCUAGACGUUGAAAUGAAGUAUAAAUUUAUACGUGUAAAUGACGUCUAGAAAUAGACUGAAUCUAGACGUUGAAAUGAAGUAUAAAUUUAUACGUGUAAAUGACGUCUAGAAAUAGACUGAAUCUAGACGUUGAAAUGAAGUAUAAAUUUAUACGUGUAAAUGACGUCUAGAAAUAGACUGAAUCUAGACGUUGAAAUGAAGUAUAAAUUUAUACGUGUAAAUGACGUCUAGAAAUAGACUGAAUCUAGACGUUGAAAUGAAGUAUAAAUUUAUACGUGUAAAUGACGUCUAGAAAUAGACUGAAUCUAGACGUUGAAAUGAAGUAUAAAUUUAUACGUGUAAAUGACGUCUAGAAAUAGACUGAAUCUAGACGUUGAAAUGAAGUAUAAAUUUAUACGUGUAAAUGACGUCUACAUCUAUACUGUGCUGCAUAUCUCUCCACGGUAUCAAAAGUAAUGUAAUCCAGUUUUAAAAGAUCAGUUAUGCACAUUACAGUGGUUUAUUGCAUUAAAAGUUAUCGAAAAAUGAAGUUGAGGGCGAAGUAUAAAUCACGUCUAGAAAUAGACUGAAUCUAGACGUUGAAAUGAAGUAUAAAUUUAUACGUGUAAAUCACGUCUAGAAAUAGACUGAAUCUAGACGUUGAAAUGAAGUAUAAAUUUAUACGUGUAAAUGACGUCUACAUCUAUACUGUGCUGCAUAUCUCUCCACGGUAUCAAAAGUAAUGUAAUCCAGUUUUAAAAGAUCAGUUAUGCACAUUACAGUUGUUUAUUGCAUUAAAAGUUAUCGAAAAAUGAAGUUGAUGGCGAAGUAUAAAUCACGUCUAGAAAUAGACCGAAUCCAGACGUUGAAAUGAAGUAUAAAUUUAUACGUGUAAAUGACGUCUACAUCUAUACUAAGCUGCAUCUCUCUCCACGGUAUCACAUGUAAUGUAAUCCAGUAUUAAAAGAUCAGUUAUGCACAUUACAGUGGUUUAUUGCAUUAAAAGUUAUCGAAAAAUGAAGUUGAGGGCGAAGUAUAAAUCACGUCUAGAAAUAGACUGAAUCUAGACGUUGAAAUGAAGUAUAAAUUUAUACGUGUAAAUCACGUCUAGAAAUAGACUGAAUCUAGACGUUGAAAUGAAGUAUAAAUUUAUACGUGUAAAUGACGUCUAGAAAUAGACUGAAUCUAGACGGUGAAAUGAAGUAUAAAUUUAUACGUGUAAAUGACGUCUAGAAAUAGACUGAAUCUAGACGUUGAAAUGAAGUAUAAAUUUAUACGUGUAAAUGACGUCUACAUCUAUACUGUGCUGCAUAUCUCUCCACGGUAUCAAAAGUAAUGUAAUCCAGUUUUAAAAGAUCAGUUAUGCACAUUACAGUGGUUUAUUGCAUUAAAAGUUAUCGAAAAAUGAAGUUGAGGGCGAAGUAUAAAUCACGUCUAGAAAUAGACUGAAUCUAGACGUUGAAAUGAAGUAUAAAUUUAUACGUGUAAAUGACGUCUAGAAAUAGACUGAAUCUAGACGUUGAAAUGAAGUAUAAAUUUAUACGUGUAAAUGACGUAUAGAAAUAGACUGAAUCUAGACGUUGAAAUGAAGUAUAAAUCUAUACGUGUAAAUGACGUCUAGAAAUAGACUGAAUCUAGACGUUGAAAUGAAGUAUAAAUUUAAACGUGUAAAUGACGUCUACAUCUAUACUAUGCUGUAUCUCUCUCCACGGUAUCAAAAGUAAUGUAAUCCAGUAUUAAAAGAUCAGUUAUGCACAUUACAGUGGUUUAUUGCAUUAAAAGUUAUCGAAAAAUGAAGUUGAGGGCGAAGUAUAAAUCACGUCUAGAAAUAGACUGAAUCUAGACGUUGAAAUGAAGUAUAAAUUUAUACGUGUAAAUGACGUCUAGAAAUAGACUGAAUCUAGACGUUGAAAUGAAGUAUAAAUCUAUACGUGUAAAUGACGUCUAGAAAUAGACUGAAUCUAGACGUUGAAAUGAAGUAUAAAUUUAUACGUGUAAAUGACGUCUAGAAAUAGACUGAAUCUAGACGUUGAAAUGAAGUAUAAAUUUAUACGUGUAAAUGACGUCUACAUCUAUACUGUGCUGCAUAUCUCUCCACGGUAUCAAAAGUAAUGUAAUCCAGUUUUAAAAGAUCAGUUAUGCACAUUACAGUGGUUUAUUGCAUUAAAAGUUAUCGAAAAAUGAAGUUGAGGGCGAAGUAUAAAUCACGUCUAGAAAUAGACUGAAUCUAGACGUUGAAAUGAAGUAUAAAUUUAUACGUGUAAAUGACGUCUACAUCUCUACCUAUGCUGCAUCUCUCUCCACGGUAUCAUAAGUAAUGUAAUCCAGUAUUAAAAGGUCAGUUAUGCACAUUACAGUUGUUUAUUGCAAAAAUAGUUAUCGAAAAUGAAGUUGAGGGCGAAGUAUAAAUCACGUCUAGAAAUAGACCGAAUCCAGACGUUGAAAUGAAGUAUAAAUUUAUACGUGUAAAUGACGUCUAGAAAUAGACUGAAUCUAGACGUUGAAAUGAAGAAUAAAUUUAUACGUGUAAAUGACGUCUAGAAAUAGACUGAAUCUAGACGUUGAAAUGAAGUAUAAAUUUAAACGUGUAAAUGACGUCUAGAAAUAGACUGAAUCUAGACGUUGAAAUGAAGUAUAAAUUUAUACGUGUAAAUGACGUCUACAUCUAUACUAUGCUGCAUAUCUCUCCACGGUAUCAUAAGUAAUGUAAUCCAGUAUUAAAAGGUCAGUUAUGCACAUUACAGUUGUUUAUUGCAUUAAUAGUUAUUGUAGCAAACCCCUUUUUGGUUUUAUGUAUUGCUGUUUAUCAUUUUGGCCACAAGAGGGCAGCCUUAUACUGUUAAAAUGGUAAAUAAGUUAAAAUCUUAAAAACAAACAGUUAAGCUACUGUCAAUGCAUUUUUGCAUGAUUCGAGAGUAUAAAGUUAUAGUUCAUGAUUUGAGUUUGUUAUAAGAAAAUGUAAUUUAUGUAUUUUAUAUGUAUAUUGCUCAUUUUGGAGCUUAUGUUAUUGUGAGCUUUUAUUUUGAAGAGAUUGCUAACCAAUGUGUCACUUCCUCCUGGCUGUUUUGUGCGGGUAAAAGGAAACAAAAGGACGGUCACGGUAUGAAUGAGCUAAGGUAACGGUGAAAGUAAGAGUUUAAGGUAAAGGAAAAUAAAGUAAUAAAUCUACGUUAACUAAAGAGUGAAGCAACGAAGAAGGUAUAGCUACCCCCCGAGGAGGCACAAGGUUAGUUAGAGAGUGUGUAUGUUAUGGUUUACAUUACGUUACUGUGCUAAAGCUAAGCCAAUUUGCUCUCACCUUCGGUGAAGCUAUUAGGUAAUGGUGCAUUGUGUAAACAGAAAUGUAAUUUCAUUUUUUGUGUUUUGUUAGUUCUCACGGUGAUUUCAUGGAGCUGAUUUAUGGAGCGGUUUAUGAAAAUAAAGACAGUUUUAAGAAAUCAUCAGUCGAGUCCACCAAUCUGUCGGAGGGUACGCUACAGUUAUCGAAAAAUGAAGUUGAUGGCGAAGGAUACAUCACGUCUAGAAAUACACCGAAUCUAGACGUUGAAAUGAAGUAUAAAUUUAUACGUGUAAAUGACGUCUACAUCUAUUCUAUGCUGCAUAUCUGUCCACGGUAUCAUAAGUAAUGUAAUCCAGUAUUAAAAGGUCAGUUAUGCACAUUACAGUGGUUUAUUGCAUAAAUAGUUAUCGAAAAAUGAAGUUGAGGGCGAAGUAUAAAUCACGUCUAGAAAUAGACCGAAUCCAGACGUUGAAAUGAAGUAUAAAUUUAUACGUGUAAAUGACGUCUACAUCUAUACUAUGCUGCAUCUCUCUCCACGGUAUCAAAAGUAAUGUAAUCCAGUAUUAAAAGAUCAGUUAUGCACAUUACAGUGGUUUAUUGCAUUAAAAGUUAUCGAAAAAUGAAGUUGAGGGCGAAGUAUAAAUCACGUCUAGAAAUAGACUGAAUCUAGACGUUGACAUGAAGUAUAAAUUUAUACGUGUAAAUGACGUCUAGAAAUAGACUGAAUCUAGACGUUGAAAUGAAGUAUAAAUUUAUACGUGUAAAUGACGUCUAGAAAUAGACUGAAUCUAGACGUUGAAAUGAAGUAUAAAUUUAUACGUGUAAAUGACGUCUAGAAAUAGACUGAAUCUAGACGUUGAAAUGAAGUAUAAAUUUAUACGUGUAAAUGACGUCUACAUCUAUACUAUGCUGCAUAUCUCUCCACGGUAUCAUAAGUAAUAUAAUCCAGUAUUAAAAGGUCAGUUAUGCACAUUACAGUGGUUUAUCGCAUUAAAAGUUAUCGAAAAAUGAAGUUGAGGGCGAAGUAUAAAUCACGUCUAGAAAUAGACCGAAUCCAGACGUUGAAAUGAAGUAUAAAUUUAUACGUGUAAAUGACGUCUACAUCUAUACUAAGCUGCAUCUCUCUCCACGGUAUCACAUGUAAUGUAAUCCAGUAUUAAAAGGUCAGUUAUGCACAUUACAGUGGUUUAUUGCAUUAAAAGUUAUCGAAAAAUGAAGUUGAGGGCGAAGUAUAAAUCACGUCUAGAAAUAGACUGAAUCUAGACGUUGAAAUGAAGUAUAAAUUUAUACGUGUAAAUGACGUCUACAUCUAUACUAUGCUGCAUCCCUCUCCACGGUAUCACAUGUAAUGUAAUCCAGUAUUAAAAGGUCAGUUAUGCACAUUACAAAGGUUUAUUGCAUUAAAAGUUAUCGAAAAAUGAAGUUGAUGGUGAAGUAUAAAUCACGUCUAGAAAUAGACUGAAUCUAGACGUUGAAGUAUAAAUUUAUACGUGUAAAUGACGUCUACAUCUAUACUAUGCUGCAUAUCUCUCCACGGUAUCAUAAGUAAUGUAAUCAAGUAUUAAAAGGUCAGUUAUGCACAUUACAGUGGUUUAUUGCAUUAAAAGUUAUCGAAAAAUGAAGUUGAGGGCGAGGUAUAAAUCAUGUCUAGAAAUAGACUGAAUCUAGACGUUGAAAUGAAGUAUAAAUUUAUACGUGUAAAUGACGUCUACAUCUAUACUAUGCUGCAUAUAUCUCCACGGUAUCAUAAGUAAUGUAAUCCAGUAUUAAAAGGUCAGUUAUGCACAUUACAGUUGUUUAUUGCAUUAAAAGUUAUCGAAAAAUGAAGUUGAUGGCGAAGUAUAAAUCAUGUCUAGAAAUAGACUGAAUCUAGACGUUGAAAUGAAGUAUAAAUUUAUACGUGUAAAUGACGUCUACAUCUAUACUAUGCUGCAUCUCUCUCCACGGUAUCAUAAGUAAUGUAAUCCAGUAUUAAAAGGUCAGUUAUGCACAUUACAGUUGUUUAUUGCAUAAAUAGUUAUCGAAAAUGAAGUUGAGGGCGAAGUAUAAAUCACGUCUAGAAAUAGACCGAAUCCAGACGUUGAAAUGAAGUAUAAAUUUAGUUUAGACGACUAAUAUACGUCUUUUGCUCAGUGGGUAGGCUCCUAUUGGUCCACGUGACAAAAAUCGCUUCACCCCCUGCAUAUUCGAUUGCGCGUGUGCAAGUAUCACUACGCCGCAGAAGGGAAAUAGUUCGACACCGAAACACUGAUUACUAAAAAUCGACAGGAUGGCAUGAGUAGAUAUUUUUUUUAGUACUUACUAUCAAUAGAGCUAUUUUAUGAAUCACAGUUUAUGUUGCCCCACUGAAGUGGAACGAACCAACACGAUCUCGCUCAGCCAAUACAGCCUAUCCCUCAGUUUGCAAAGUUUUAACUGAUGCCCCCUUCUGGCCUGUAGCAAAAAGCCUGGAGACGCAGCGUUUCUGUUGCAUUAGUUUUCCGGAUGUGUGUGACAAAAUUCAGAUGAGGAGGAAUCACAGACAAAUCAGGGACUAACCAAAGCACCGUUAUCAUGAAUUCACGGUCUGUGUGAUCAGCUAGAAAAUGAAGACCAUGAAUAAGAGCUGUAUUUUUCAGCUUUGGCAUGUACUAAACUGAAAAGGUAAGAAGCAAAUAGUGCUGUUCGAUUUUCAGAUUCAGAGUUGCUUGAGUCUUUGGACUGUGAAGGAGGCCUGUUGAGACUGAAAAAAUGAGUCGACUCCUCUUGGGCUGUAUGGUGGAGUUACUUUGGGUCAUAGUUUGCAGACCAUUUGAAACAAAAGUUAUGAACUAGGAGUCAAAUAAUUUAAAAAUGUCAAUGUCAAACAGAACCAAAGUGUUUGGAAAGUUGAAGGUUUGUCCUGGCAUGUCGAGUAACUCAACAUUUUGCUUCAUACUUUGUGCCUGAAGUUAAAACUCAAACUAAGUUUGUUUAAAUUCUGGGAAUAUUCCUUUCUGACUGCAGGUGGUGGAGGGUGAGAGUCCUCUUCCUCUUGGCUCAACAUGUCGCCGGAAGCGCCUUCGCUCUCUAGGUGAGGAUGAAGAAGAGGCGAGAAGCUGCGCGUCACGCCCUAACCCUGAGGGCUCACUAUCAGCCAGCGAACUGAGCCACUAUGGCAAGCUGGAGGAAGAGGAGGAGGAGUUGCAGAGGCUGUGUCAGCGCUGCCACAUCAUGACAUCACAUCUGAACAGACAAGCUACUGCUCUGGCCGACACUGCAGCUCUGAAGGUCAGGAACAACACUACACUUAUAAAUAUAUCAGAAAGACAGAAACCUAAAUUAAGUUAGGGUCAAACACACCAUAACACAGAGUUAGACACCCUGUCGAGAGAUGAAUGUUGCUGACCGCUUGCUUCUGUAGUUAUACCAACUUUAGUAACGACCGCAGAUAGCAAUACAGAGAGCCAAGCGCUCAACCAAAAAGCCACUCUAUAGCCACAAAUAAUGCUCAGAGCAGCACCUAACUUCAUCAACAGUACAUAUAGGCUGUCAGAGGGGCAGCUUCAGUGUCUUUCAGCCAUAGCACUAGCCAUCAAGCAUCUAUUUGGCUUUGCCUGAUUUCUUUAGUAAAGAGACCAAACACAACUCACCUACUCUCCUCCAGCAGCCCCUUGUGUGUAGCAAGACCUCUGGGCGAGUCCAUCGACUGCAGCGGGGGAACACAGCUCAAGGAAGAACAUUUAUGAUCAUUCAUCUCUCAACGGGGUGUCUAACUCAGUGUUAUGGUGCGUUUGACCCAAACUUAAUUUUAUGCCGGAAUAUCCCUUUAAGCGUAAGAGAUUGCGUAUUACUUAAGAUGCAGCAUGACCAGAAAAAGUAUUUCCUAACUCAAAAGGUUCAUGCAAAGGCUGUCAUUGGCCAAGAAAGGGAUGCAAUAAUCCAUUAAAAAGUUUGGUACAUGAUUUGAAAGAUUAAACGAUUUUAUGUGAUAUUACACAAACACUGUUGACCAAUGAAAACGCUGGUUAUGUUGUCAAAAGAUUCUAUAAAUUCAACAUUUUAUAUUUUUCAGAUUUUUAUUUGGUGUUAAAUUGUAACUAUUGAAAACCCUGGUGAUGUUGUUGCUCAUCUGUCCCUUUUUAUCUCACAACAUUAGGAAUAAUUUGAUGAGCUUAUAGGGUGUGUUUCUUCACUGAGCAUUCAUUUUUCUUAUGAAAGGACUUAUCUUGAAUGAGAAAUAUCCAGCUGAACUACAGGAGCCUAUUUGAACAUAAUGUCUUAUCGCAUGUUAUGUGUUCUGGUCCAGCUCAGCAGACAGCAGCAUCAAAGAGAUGGAGAAGUUAACACUUUCGCAAUUAUUAAACCAUGUUGGUGUGAUAUUCAUUUGAUUGGUCAAUGAGCUUUUAGCCUCUUUUAGCAUUAAGUGUAUAUGGCUGUCUGUGACUUCAUCGUUUUUUUAAGGGUGUUUAAUGUUGUGUUGUGUUUUAGUCAACAGUGAGCCCAGCCUCUGUCAAUAAGAAUAGUUUAUUUUAAAAAAAAUCAUUAUUUACAUUAUAAAACAAACAAAUUGUGCAUUUCAUGAACUAAAGGAAAACAUGUACACAUGUACUUAUUAAUUGAUAGGGAAACUGAAUGCAGAGAGACGUAGUGGAUGAUUCCUCACUUUCUGUCCUGGUGCUGUUUUCUUUGAGUCACUUAUGGGGUCUCGCCUCAGCCAGUGAAGUUAGUUUGAUGUUGAGCUCGACUGUCAGCUUUUUCUGCCGGGGCAAGAGAGCUUCACUCUCUGUAGAGUUAACUCUCUCUCCCUCUGGUUUCUCUGGCUUGCUCUGAUUUAUUCAAUCAUCUGACUUCACUGCCUCUCUCUUUAUUCUCUCUUCCUGCGCUUGCUUUUCAACUCAGAUCCUCACUCGGUUGGUCAUUUACUUGUUCUGUACUCUGCUGACAUUGGAUACUGGGAUGUUUUGGUGCUACAUAAAUUCCUAUUGCACAGUGCAGUGUUAAAAAACAGAGUUCAUUCAGUAUUUCUUAAGAAUUCAGCUAUAAUAGUCUGUGCAGUUCGGCUGAAAUGGGACACCUUGUUGAAACCUCAGAUUUCUUUGUUUCCACACUUAAAUCGACCACAGCAGCAUUUCGUGGUCCUGAGAGGAACUGCACCCAGCUUCUUCUGAUGAAGUUGCUGAUAGGUGCAAUCUCAGAUGAACAGAAGCUCAUUGGUGCUCAGAGUUCAAAGAGGACUGAGGGUUUCAGGUCAGUGAAGCAGGAAGUUGAGUCCCCGCUGCAGUAAAAGCCCUGAGGUCCUGCCCUGUCAGCAGAAAAAUUCUCAGUUAGCAGGAGCUUUAUGAGAUCGACACCCUGACCGAUAAUCGAACCGCCUUUAGCUCGAGUUUGCUGGGAAACGCUGAGUGUUAGUUCUAAAGUCAGUCGGGCAGAUUAUUAUUCAGAUUAAUAUCACAGCAUGGAUUAAAGAUAAUGCUGAUAGACCUACGGUCGGUUUAAUGAAGAAUCAGAGAACGAUUUUCCUCCUGAAUCUUAUUUCAGUUUCAAGCUGAGGCUUUUUCCAUUAGGGGUGUUGAGAGUUCAGUGUUUUGUUAGUGCUUUUCCUGCUAAAAUGUAAUAAUCAAAAAUAUCACUUUAACUGAGCUCCUCUGGUCUGAACAGAGACUUUUUUUAGAAAUAAAACACAGACCCUGGGACUUUUGUGGAUCCCAAUUCCUUUAGCUGCACCUCCCCAGGUCCCUAGUGUUUGUGCAGAUCUCUGGUGCUGUAGACUUUGUUUUUUUUUUUUUUUGUGAAGAAUCAGGUUUGAAACAUUCACACUCAGAAUCAUAUCUCAGUCUUCAGUAUUUAGGAUACUCACAUGUUCAAAAGGAAUCAGUGAGACUUAGAUUCAAGUUUCCUGUAGUCUCAUCCUCACUCUGCCAUCACACAUCGCCUCAACAUGGCUGAGUAAGGAGGAGUUCAGAUCUCUCAGUCGCUCCUCGCUACACUAACAAGCAUCAGACAAGUCAACGGCCUGCAGGGUGGUCAAACAGAGCUCUGCAGAAGCUUAAGGGGUCUGCAGUUUUUUUUUAACAUUAUGAUUCUGCAUUUUUUAUCCUCCUACUGUGUUAAGGUCUGUACCGACCCGUUUUUGAUUUUAAAUGCUUAAAAGAACCACUUAAAUAAGUUUCUUUGCAUCAAGACUUUGACUUUUCUAUUAUAUUGACUAAAUGAUAAAAUGCUCUUAUUAAAAUUAUGGCACUUGUCGUGUUAGGGUAACUGUUGACCCGGUUAGAUCAAUAUCUAAUAAUCAGAGAAAAAACUGAAAUCUUAAGUGCACUGUCAGGCACCACACUGACAGUCAGAUCCUCUUCCAGUCAUGUGAGAUUGAGGAAAUUCUCAUUUUGCCAGGUUUUUCUCUGCACAAAAAACAGCCUCAGGCAUGUUGAGACAUGUGAGAUCAGUUCAGUAUGGAUGUCUGUGUGAGGGGUGUACUGACAAAGAAAGGCCCAGAGGCCCACUACGAAAAAUAUUAUAAGCAAUAUUUUCAUGGAUAAUGAAGUGUAAUAAGGCAACCUAGAGAUGAGAACCAAAUUGGAUAAUAGAGAGUUGUUUUUAGUGUAAUUUACAGCUGAUUUAAGACAAAACCAACCCUUAACAUGGUGGGUGCAUAGUAAAAGCUAACACAGGAGGAAGGUUAAGUAAAUGAUCAAAGACUAUCAACAAGAAGUUCAUUGCUGAUUGAUCUAAUGACUAGUGAACAUUUUUCUGUUGAAAAAAGUUCAAAACAUUUCAGUGGACGCAGCUGAAUGGAUGUAAACUGGUUAAAAAAAUGAAGGUUCACAUCUCGGACACGUAAAUUCAACAUUUAAGCUAUGUUAAGACCAGAUUUGCUUCAAUCACAGGAUCCCUUUCACAUUCACACGCUGUAACAGGGAUUUUUUAGAUAAAAUGAUCACGGUACAGUCACCCACAGAAUUCACAGAUAGAUCAGAGGUACAGUCAAGAGUGCACAAGUGUUAUCUUGUAACUUCUGUCAAUAGACGGGUUUCUGUGCCACGUCAUUACAGGUAUGCUUACUAGCGGAGUCAACAGAGAAAAAAAAUGACAAGAAGCUGUUGUGCUAUAAAUCAUCAUAAACAUUUUUGCUUUGACUUUGUUAGCAUUCACUAACAUUAGGACCCUGCUCCUGAUAUUAGAAACAUCCAAAACAAUGUCACAACCUAAGCUGAGUGAAAUUCAUGGACAUUUAAGCAAGUGUUUUUUGUUUUUUUUUAUUUGUGAUGCAAUGAAACACAAAGCGAUUAUUUCAAUGAUUUGGCCUUUUAAUGCAGUUGUGUCAGGGAGAACUUGCAAACAAUACGGCAUCUUCACUGAUAUCAGUUCACUCUGAAGCAGGCUUUUGCCCCCUGGUUGCAUGCACACCUAGUAUUGAUUGUACACAAGAAACCCCUCUAGAAAAGAAGUGGAGGUGCCGUCUGCAGUUUCACAAAGUGCCACUAGAGGGGGCCUGAACCACCAUUUAAGAAACUCUGAUUGAGGCUUUUGUCCUGUCCAUGUCUGAAGAUGUUAAAGAAUAAGCAAACAAGAAGAAAAAGAUGAUGAUGAGGAGGAGGACAAGGAGGUGAUCUGGAUCAUAGAAUGAUUAAUCUUUUUAACUGAGACAGUCUCUCCUCUGGUCUGUUGUUGCAGCAGCAGGGAUCUGGACUCUUUCCCUCCUUUUCAUCUUGUCUUUACUUUUGUAUUAAUCCGGGUAAAAAGGGAGGAGUCAUUCAGGCCUACAGGACAGCUGCUCUGCUGUGAGGAGCCUUAGAGGAGACUGUCUCUGCACUGAUAACACUCUCCGUGUCUGACCUGCAGCCACUCAGCCUCACUUUAGAGCUGCUGGACGCUGUUUCAUUUUGGUCACAUGAUCCUGACUCAAACUAAGCAGAGGGUCAGCACAUACAGGAGUGUGUUGUCAUGGUCUCACAAGAUGUUUCCUGUGGUAGUGAGUGGUCCUCUCUGUAUGUUCUCAGUGUUGGGGUGUCUCCAUAAGCACAACAAGCCAGUCCUGUCGGAUCUGGACGUUACAUGAGAAUGGGUUUUGUUGAUGCUGAGCAGGUCUUGUUGUUCCAGCUGUUUGUCUCCUCUUUCUCAGAAGACAAACUGAAUAGAAACAUUAUGAGUAUCUCCCCAUCAUUGCCAUGUUUGCGCUUAUCAUAACAUUUUCACUUUUCUUUCGUUUUUUGGGGAACUUUUUAUCCUUCAGCCGAUCUUUGACCUUAAUAUCUGUUUUGAUGAAAGUAUGGGGGCUGCAAUAAUUACACUGUUUAGUACAAAUGGAUCUAUUUUUGUAUGUGAGGGGAGCAUGAGUGUCCCAAAUAUAAAGGCUCAGAAAAAAGUCCUGCCAGUUUAGGUUCUCAUAAGAUACCAAUCUUCCUCAGCUGAAUUUUUCUUCGAAUAAACAAAACAGUGUCUCUUCAUAUAUUUAUUGUAAAAAUCAGAUGUCAUAGAAACAGGUAUAUUCAUUUAGCCAGAUUAAAUCGAUGGCCUUGCUGUGUUUUACGUGUUCUCUGCUCCAUGGUUUAAAGAAAUAAAAGCCAGCGUAGAGACGUUUUCUGCUCGCAGCGUUUGUGAUUAAUGAGAUAAUUAGAGCCGAGGGAGGCCAGUUCAGCUCUUACCUUCAGCAACAUCAAACAGACUUUAAAAGAGUAAUUAGCAGCCAAACGCUCUCACGUUCACAGAGGAGAAUCAGAGCGAUGAUUAAUGUGAGUGUCGUCUGAGAUGAAUUAAUUUUCUCCAUUCAGAAAAACAAACUUAUCCCGUGGGGAAGGGAGAGAGAGGGGGAGAUGUUAAAUCUGCAGUUUGAGGAAAUGUUUGAGUUUGUAUGAGCAACACUCAGAGGAGCAAAAUGAUGAAUUAACACUGUCUAUUUGUCAUGAGGAGAGACAGUUUACUUUUGGUUAGGGUGACUAACUGGGUCUCUGGGUCUCUGUAGUACAAUUCAAACACUGAACAACUGCGUCCAAAGCCUGCAGUUAGAAUAACAGAGAAAGAUACAAGCCUCAGGGGGUCAGAAACACCAGGAUGUCCUACUACAUCUGAGGGACACGUAUUAAGACUAAAGGGUAAAGAAAAGUAAACCGGGACUCAGACUGUCAGACAUUUCUUCUGCUCAAAAACCAAAGAAAUCUAAAUUGUAGAUGAACUGUUUGUGGGAGUCGAGCAACAGCAGGGAAAUUGUUCUGUGCAGCUGCUGUGACGCCCUGCUGUCACCUUCACUGAAUAGAGGAAAGAUUUACAGGACUGAAGCGUGCAGGCAGAAAGUACCAGACUGGUGGUCUGCAGUCAGACGUGAAGGCAUCUUCAGGAGGAUUCAGAGGAGUCUGAGAGCUGAGUGGACUCUACAGGUCAGUGUUUACUCUGAAUUAUAAACAAAUCAAUCGAGGCAGAUCUAGAGCAGCAGCAGCACCUGUGACCUGUGAGGUAAAAAUCUAGUUUGAUCAUCGUGGUCUGGCGUGUCGUUAAGAGUAUUUGUGGUUGAAAAAUCAUCUCCUUCCUGAACAAGAAGCUGAGUCUCUUUAGGGAUAAUUUCUGUGAUGUUUGCAAAUUUGUAAAUUAAUGAUUAGGAGUAAAAACAAGAACUUUUUAUGUAGCAGAUGUCUCAGUCUUUUUCACUGCUGCAGGGUAAACACAUCUACUAAAUCCAAUCUAGAGGGACUGCAAAACUUUUUGUACAUAUUUACAGCAAAUAUUUGCAGAUUUUUUUCCAUCUUAUUCAAAUUAUUUAAAAAUUUAGAAGACUUAGUUUAAACCUCAUUCACCUGACAGGUCAAGCAAAAUUCCAAGAUGUUACACACUGAAAAGAAGAUCUGAAUUGACUGUACUUUGUAAAAUAUCUGUAAUUUUUCAUUUUCUUAUUCCAGUGUCAGAUUUUUACUCAAUACAAGUGAUUUAGUUCUUAUUCAUGGUCUUGAAUACGUUGACAUUUCUGGACUUUUAAGGUAAAUGUGGCUGAAAUAAUCUUAAUGAGACACUUUUUUUUGGCAGUGUUGGAUUUUGAGACCUAAAAAUAUUUUAAAAUAGUAACAAAAUGAUGCUUUUAAUCAGAAAUUAAACUUUCUGAAAUGUUUUUCUAUGACUGCUGCAGAAAUGAAGGGAUUCAGGUUUUAUAUUUUCUGACUUUUGCAUGACUCUAGUUUAUAUCCUGAUGAAUUCCUCUUGACUUUGCUGUGAACUCUGAGCUGCUGUUUGACCUCCAGCCAGCUGCCCUGCAGGACAAAAAGCAGAGGUCAAAGGUCAAACAAAGAGGCAGUAAAACUUGAGUGGAGCUGCAGCGAUGAAGCUUCACAUUGAAACUGACCUCGGACCAGUUUACAAUGUGCACUUCCACAUACUUCUAGGCACUUCUGGCUUUACCAUCUGCGGGUUUGUAACCCCAUCCAUCCCUCAGUUAUUGCAGCCGUCUGAUUGGCUGUCUUCUGUGUGUGGAGUUAUUGAGCACUCUGACACUUGUAGUGGAGCUGACCUGCAGUAAUGAUCCCGACAGACUGACUGUAAAUCUGCUUCUGGAGACGCUGACGGCUUUUAUGUCCUGCUGCCGCUGCCGCCAUGUGUUUGUGCGUGUGUGUGAGUGUGGGUGUGAGUGUGUGUGUUUAUGAGUGUGUCUGAGCAGCUGGUUGAUAGACGGCUGAGAGGCAGAUCAGUCUUUGUGAUGGAGGGUGAAUAAGGUGCAGACAGAGCAGCUGCUGGUUCAUAAAGUCUGUAAGAAAAUUUUAGCAGCGAGUCAAACUCUCACACAGUUUUGUCAACAAACAAUUUCAUUUAAAAGUUCCCAAAUGAUUUUUUUAUGAUUUGCUUUUUUGCAGACAGGAUCACAGAAAACUGGGCCCUCUGUUUUCUUGAAACUUACUUUGAGGGAGCUGCCUGUUCCCUGAAGCUCUUAUCAACUAGUUGAAAUAUUGAUACUUUUUGCAAGUUGAACUCUGACUUGUAAUCAAGCAAACAACAAAAUCUCCCAAAAUCAUUGUUUUUGAUUCACUUCAGCUGUAGCUGAAAUCAGAGUCAAAUCAUACAACAUGUUUGAACUCAAAGCUGGGCUUACAUUUUAGCACAAAUAUAACAGGAAACUCACGCAGUUACCCAGACUUUCAGUUGUAUUAUUCAUGUCACUUAGUUUUCGGAGGGAAUCAGUUUCAGUCUAGAGCCCCCGAAGUUCGCCUGGUGUGGCCAGACUCUUGUCGGUUCCAUUCUUUUAGAUUUUCUUUGCAACAAUUGCAUCAGAAAAGGUGAUUAUGCAGACCGACAACCAGUCAGAUAAACAGAACAGGUUCUCUCGCACAGGGCAACAGAAAUGAGGAUGUGUCUUGUAGUGUUUCCUAAAAAAAAGGGCCGUAACAACAAUUCAUCAUUUCUGACUUUAACUUUUUUUUUUCUUUUUUAAGGAUUUGACUGAAAUGCCUUCCUGAGACCCUCAGACUGUGUAAUGACCUUUGAUUCUGACCUGCCCUGUCACUCUUUAUAGGACCCAUCCUACGCCUCCUUCCUUCUCAACAAGCUCCAACGCUUCCACUGGCCUCGUCCUGACCGCCAUGCCUCUCCUGAUGCCCGCUGUGGCGUCUGCGGUGCCUCCUUCCACCAGUUGAGGCGUCUUGCUCUGCACCGUGCCCUCGGCAUCAGCAGAGACAUGACACCCCGCCCUGCUGCGCCCACAACCACAGCUCGUCCCCUUCCAAUCCCAGAGGGCGGCUGGAGAGGUGAUGAGCUCCCAGUCAAGCAGCAGAGAUGGUCAGAGGAGGAGCAGCUGGGGGGUGGGACUCCGUGGGGAUGGGGCGGAGUUCAGAGCACCUACCUGGGAGGGGGUGGAGCCAGAGGGCUGGCCACAGUCACACCUCUCCCACUGAAUGCACAGACCUACCUGGAGGGGGUUUGGAGGGUGUCCUGCUACAAUCCUGAGGAUACUACGGUGAGCACAGAGAGACACACUGCAUGUGAAGGGACCAAAGUGUGAACAGAUUUAAACAUGUAAACAUAAGUUACAACAACAAAAACCACAAAACAUAAUCGAAUACAACUAAAAUCAAAAACCUCACACCAUGUACAAGUUAAACAUGUAAACAUUUUUAAUCCAGCUGUACAAAUAGACCCCUGAAGAGAUAUUCUGGCGUAAAAUUAAUUUAGGGUCAAACACGCCGUAACACCAAGUUAGACACCCCCUCUAGAGAUAAAUGUUGCCAACCGCUUGCUUCUCUAGUUAUACUGACUGUAGUAACGACUGCAGGAUAGCAAUACACAGCAGUCUGAGGAGCCAUCAAUAAACCUCAACCAAAAAAAGCCACUCUAUAGCCACAAAUAAUGCUCAGAACAGCACCUAACUUCAUCAACAGUAUAUAUAAGGUCCCAGCCAUAGUACUAGCCACCAAACAUCUUUUUAACUUUGCCUAAUCUCUUUAGCAAGGAGACUAAACACAACUCAACUACUCUCUUCCAGCAGCCACUUGUUUGUAGCGAUACCUCAGGCCAGUCUACCAGGACUGCUGCGGGGUGACUCAGCUCAAGGAAAAACAUUUAUGAUCAUUUCUUUAUCAUUUCCUUGAAGUAAUAAUCACCAUGUUAAUCAUUUUGCAUUGCAGACGCAGUAGUUCUUCUGCCUUAGCAACUCAGUCUGAUUGCGUUUCCAUGAAGAAAUGAUCAUAAAUGUUCUUCCUUGAGCUGCGUCACCCCGCAGCAGUCCGUAAUGGACUGGCCAGAGGUCUCGCUACAAACAAGCAGCUGCUGGAAGAGAGUAGGUGAGUCGUGUUUAGACUCUUUGCUAAAGAAAUCAGGCAAAGUUAAAAAGAUGUUUGGUGGCUAGUACUAUGGCUGGGACCCUAUAUGUACUGUUGAUGAAGUUAGGUGCUGUUCUGAGCAUUAUUUGUGGCUAUAGAGUGGCUUUUUGGUUGAGGUUUGUUUAUGGCUCCUCAGACCGCUGUGUAUUGCUAUCAUGCAGUCAUUACUAAAGUUGGUAUAACUAGAGAAGGAAGCGGUUGGCAACAUUUAUCUCUCAAGGGGGUGUCUAACUCUGUGUUAGUGUGUUUGACCCUAAAUAAUUUUAUGCCGGAAUAUCCCUUUAACAUGGAUGUUGAUAGGGUCUUCUUGACUUUUGGAGAAAGCCUCAAGUUGAGAAACUGAAGUCUUGUGUUGGGUCCAUUUUUAAAUACGGAAAGUUGACUCUUGGGUUUGACUCAGCCCCUAACUUUCUGACCUCUUGAGACUGGCACAUGGCCUUGAAUGGCCACUUAAUGAAAUUACGGAAUAAUAAAGGAUCCUAAUCUAAUUAUGAGUGGUUCAUCUCCCAGUUGAAGUUGAACUCAUGAGAUCAUUUCUGGUGGAGCAGCUGUUAAUGUGAGAUGACGGCAGUGGCUGAAAGAGAGCCAAUAAAGCCUCCAGCCGCUGCAGGGAUCCAUGUCUUUAUUAUCCACCCCAUUAUUCCCCAUCAGCAUGCUGGGAGAAACCACUCCUGUUCCCCCCCCAAGGACCCCAAUCCCUCACAAAACUUAGACUCUCAACAUCCGAAAUAGAAACCUGCAUGUGAGCUGCUUAAGGUUUCAGAGUUUCUGCUACAGCCGCAGACGGGGCUCAGAGAAAUCCCAGCAGACAUUAGAGACAGAGAUACAUUUAAUAACAUCAUUCAACAAACUCAUAUGUGCCUGUACAAGAGUUAGACGUGGAUCUUCCAGAAAUUCUUUUAGCCGUGGUUUUUACUGAAAACACUUCAUUUGAGAGCUCUUGGCAGGCUCUUCUGUGCGCACAUGAUGGUGAAUAAAUCAUUCAGAUACCGUGAAAUCCUCCAUGUUUUCACUCCAAAGACGACAACAACAACAAGAACUGAACCAGGACCAAGAACAGGUGGACAUAAGCUGAUUAUUCUCACAGCGGCCAAGAAGCAGAUACACAAUCUGCAGUUGGCAAAAAAAUAAAACCUUUAUUGUAUCACAUCUAUGUAGUAUUAUGUCAUAUGUAAAAAGGCUGCAGUUGCCAGUGUUUCCAUGUUUUUACCUGAAAGAUUUUAGCAUGUGACCAACACUUUUAUUGAUUAUAGGUGAUGUAAUAGGUCAAUAGGGAGAUGUCUCAAAUAUGUCAUGAAUGUAAAGGGGGCCUAGAAGUCCAGCCGUAUCCUUAACUGUCGAGUUAAAACAUGCCAAAAUGAAGAAGCAAUGUCUAAAUCAAACACUCAGGGAUAUUCAUUUUACUUUGCUUCUGCUCUGAUCACACGUGUGAAAUUUAGAGAAGAUUGAACAUUUGUGAGAGUUUUAAACAGCUGUCUGUCCUGUUUUAUUACAACCAGCAACAUGGGACAAAUAAAUGCAUCCCUGUUCCCUGUCCCCUGGUCUCUGGCUCAGGUUUGUGUCUCGGCGGUUUCGUUCUGGCUGUUUGCUCGGCUCGCCUGCAGCUCUCUGUGUAAUCCUGUUAGCUGGCAGAGCGUGUCCCAGUGAAACCGCUGAAUAAUGGACUCCCCAGUUUGUGUUUCCUGUUACCACGUUAAUCCACCAUAACCAGGCCACAAAUCUCAGUCCAGAGAUGAACAGAACAAAUAAACAGAAAAGCAAGAGAAGAAGAAGGAGGAGGAUUGGAAAAGGCCUGUGCACUGACAGAACGAGGGCAUGUACAACACUGACCUACAGAAUCAUCGUAAUGAUCGAUAUGAAGGUCAUGGAUCUGUGAUAUUAAAGGGUAAAUCUGUAGACUAAAGCUGCAUAUUUUACAACUUCAAUAUAGUGGAUGAAACUUUGCCAAAAUUAAAAUGCUUUCCAGCUAGCAUGACUCAUUUUCUUGUUAGCAGGCUAAUUAAAUUCAGAUUUUAAAACAGCUCAGCAGAUCUUAGUGUUCUCCAGCUGUUAGCAUGACUCAGCAGGAUUGGCAGUGAGAUAGGGCGGGCCUGAAAAGAGCCUCAGUUGUUAAAGCAGCUGUAUUGUGAUUGAGCAGAAUGGGGACUCUGGAUACCAGUGAACAGGCUAAUGACUGCAGAUUAUUAGUUAAUGACCUCCUCAUCCAGAGCUUCCUCCUCACUCAGCUAAUGAAGAUUCAAGCUAAUGAGCUGGUAGCAGCGGCGGCCAUGUUUCCUGCUGCUUCGUCUCCUCUGGGAUCAGCUGAGUCUCAUCACUGUUGGAGGAUGUUAAUUAAUAAAUCAAACAUCUUUUAUUUUGGCCCAAGAUUUGAAUAAACAGUUUCUUCAAGUAAGGGGAUAAAUGCUGCCUAGAGAAAACAUUUAUCGCUUUAUACUUUUCUUACAAGUUUGAUUUCUGACCAUUUUUUAAAAAAAUUUGGAAUAAUCUACUUUUCUAUUCAUUAUCAGAUAAUAGGGUUCUCUUUUGCCAUGGGUUUUGGAAUAAAUUGGAUCCGUCUGAUUUGAUGAAGAUAUAAACUUUAAGAUUUUCUAAUCCAGAUUACAGAAAUCCUUUGUAUUUAUAUACUUUUGCCACAGGGGGCGCCAAAUUCACACAUACAGAAAGAAAUAUUUCAUGUUUGAUAUUGUUUCUAUUUGAAGAAAAACUGGUACUUUUUUCAAAACCAAUGUCUACUUUAUAAACUCUUUAGAUAUAUCAUUAUCCAAGUGCUUGUCCUGAUAUUAUUGAUCAAAUCCUUCCCAGAAAUUUUAACACCACAAUAUGAAGGUUCGGUCAGGAUAAAAUUGAAAUUUUAUGGUCUGAUUGCACAUUCUGUUCUUAUGAAUGAUCUUUCCAAAAGAGAUGAUCCAUUCUGAUCGUUUUAAUCUGAUCAAACGAUUCUGAACAUCUGGGCCCAGCUCGAGUUUUUUCCUCGAGCUCAUCUUUAAGAAACUUUUUUUAAAUGAAUAAACACUUUCUUUACAAUGAAGCAUCAUUUAAACAUUGCUGUCAGUUCAGUAACAUUAAUAUUCUCGUGUAUAAAAUUUCCUUCUUUCUCAUGUGUCUUGUGUUUCAGGGUUUGACUUCAGACUAUAUGACCUUAACUGGCUCGAUACAGGAAAUCAAACCAGCAGGUCACAGCAUUGCCACCCAGACGAGCCAACCCCCAUCUGCUGCAGCCUCUUUCUUCAUCAGGUCAGUGAACGCAUCACUCCUUAAAACCUUUAACCUUCAUCCAAACUCAGUGCAACAACUUUGAAAAGUUGUGUGUCCUUUCUCGAAUUACACAGUUAAGUGUAUGAUCAAGCACAUAUCCUGGUAUGUGUACAUGACAGGGAACAACCUCAGCCCCAUUUUAAGACAGGAAAACCCUAUUACAUAAUAUACAGCAAUUUCAGUGUGUUUAGGGGCUUUUAGCUGCACACAAUGUUCCAAAAAUGUCAUAUAAUUGGGGUGAUACAGCACACGCAGUGUUUCUAUCUGCAGGAAAAUGCUGACACAUCUCCUCCCUAAUGCGGGGUCUUGUAUUUGAAAGGGUUAAAGUUUCGAUCUAAAGGGCCUUUUACUAUGAAGGGAAAGUUAAAACGAGAAUAUUUCUACAGUGAAAAGGCCUGAAUCUCAUGAAUUUAUCCCCAAGCAUUAGAAAAAUCCUGUAAUUUCAUGCCAUCCUCUCUGAUCCAGAUUCAGUCGUGAGAACACGCUCUGAAAAGUAAAACCAGUCUUCUCCCCGUACAGAAUCUAAUUGGCAGGUUUUCUAUUUUUAUCCAGUGUGAGUGGUUGGAGCUGUCAAGGAGCAGCUGAGCAGCAAGGCCUUCAGGGUUCAGAAGGGUUUCAGUGUGACAAGAAUUACAGCUGGGUUUGUGUCUAAUCUGGAUAAAUUGGUGUUGAAUAGCUGAUGGAGACUCACAGAAUGAGCAGAGUCUGUGUGGUGCCCAGAGUGUGUAAAAAACUCACCAAACCUUUGGACUGGAUCGUGAGACAGACGCGAACAGACAGAGAACAGCAGUGCUCUUUUUAAGUUCCGGGGACCUCUGACUGCUGCAAAAAAGACACCUUUUUACCUCUUUUUUUUCUUUGUCACUACACAAACACUCACCUCUAUCUUUACUGAAGGACACAUACAUAUCUAAAAGGAUUCCACUUAAACUUUUAGUUGAAUUAAUGUUACAGAAAUUCAGCCCUGCUUAUCAAAGUACCAACUGCAGUUCCUCAAGUGCCCAUAGGGGGCUUUCUCCUAAAGUGAGUCAGUCCUCAUAGAGCCUCAUGUUAAAAUGUCAAACUCAAUGGCAGAAAUAAACAUGUUUACAUCCUGGAUUUAAAAAAUUGUUUAGGUCUCUGAAGCUCAUUUCUCUGUUCAUGAAAACUGUUCAGGCUAAACUCCCCAGUUUACAAUAUAUUUAAGAUUAAAGUUCAGGGAAAUUAGGGGCGUGGCCUCUGUGAGUGACAGGUGGGAGCUGCAAGCUGUCAAUUAAGCUAAUUCCGUCACUGAACUUCAUCUCCGGGUCACUUUGGGGAGAUUUUUUCAUGUUGGAUUAAUAAUUGCUGUACUGGAUUUACAGACCCUCAAAGAAAUCUGACACAGUAUCUUUACACUCAGUAAAAUUCUGAUCUGGAUGUAAACAUAUGAGGAGCUGAGGUAGGGGUUUACCAUACCUUAGUCACAUAUUGCCAUACAUGGGAGUCAGGAUUUUCUCAGUGUCUAAAUAUGGUCACUGAACUAUGAACAUAAGGCGCUAAAAAUCACUGAAUGAUGGGUGAUAUCGUGGCGGUGACCUCAAUCACUACCUUGGUCUGUUUUCUGAACAGGUGAGAGGACACCUGUGAGCUGCAGCAGUCUUUAACAUCUCCAUAUUUAUGGAGUACAGUUUACCACGGUGCUCCUCCAGCAGCUCCUCAAACACCUGAGCCCAGCUGAAACUCUUCAGACAGGUCUCAGGGUCAUUGUUACCCAGCAUCCACUUCAAAGACUUCCCAGCAUGCAUCUGUAAGUGGGUGGUGAGGGCUGAGAGGAGGCAGCAGAGAGUCACUCUGCUUUUAUCUGAGGAUCUUUGAAGGCUCCAUUAGCCUGCAGCUCCCCGCUGAGCACACACACACAUCUAAGAUAGAGUUCCUGCGCAGUUACAGCGUGGUUUAGUGCUGUUAAAUCCUGCAGAACUGGUCCAGUCUGAGUGGAUGCCAUGGGUGAGCGCCAACAUCUGUUCUACAAAGCCAGUUUAAUUAUCCAGGUUAUCUCAAGUCACCUGAUCCACUGAAACUCACAGUCAUGGUCAAAUUGUCCAAUCACCAAAUGAUCAGCAGAGACGCCAAUUGAUCGGGAUGAUCUAAAAAACAUAAUACAGACUCAAACCAACAACAACCAUGACUACAGAGGAAAACUGACUGUGUGAAUAUCCAAGGUCACAAAACAUCUACUCUCCACAAUCAGAGUUUUUAUGGAGGAUGAAAAAAUUGAAGGGAUGUUCCGAUCUGGAUCUCAACAACUAGACUUGAGCCGAUCUAAAGAGGAUAAAAGUUUAAAAAAUGAAAAAUAAAUAAAUCAGCAGAGAAAAGGCGAAUGUGAGACUGAAAACAGAAAAUCUGUAGAGCAUGGAGAGAAGCCAGAGACGGACAUUCAGGCUCUCUGCCAGCAGACAGUGAGGAGUCGACAGUUGGAGGUUCAACAGGAGACGACCGUGUUAACAUGAAGCAAAGUGAGAACGCUGGCAGACGAGUGGGAGUUAUUUCAAUAUGGCAGCCAGAGAUGUUUUCCCUCCAUCUGUUUGUCAGUGUGCAGAGAAAUCCCCCUCCACUGCCCAGAAGACACUCAACAGUUACAGUAAAUACACACACAUUCAUCGCACAACACCGUCUUAAAACUCUCAUUCAUCAUGAAAUUUACUUACUGUAAAUUUACUGCUACACAACUUUAAUCAUUCACUUUAAUAUGGACAUUGUUUCCAAAGCAGCAUAAUCACUAAACAAUUGGUUGCAUUAAAUACCUGAUUCUGAUUGGUCAAAACCCUGUAACAGUAGCUACGUUUACAUGGAGCCAAAUAUUCCGAAUAUAAUCGGAUUAGAAGCCCAAUCGGAAUGAAAAUGCUCCAUAUAAACACCUCAUUCGGAAUAAACAGGCCCAUUCCGAAUGGAAUUUCAUUCCGAUUCACAGGGGUAGAAUUUUCCUUUUCCCAUUCCGAUUAAAAGCAAAAUCCUGUCAUGUAAACGGUGAAUCGGAAAGUUGUCAGGCUGGGUUCUGUCUGCGCAUGCUCUGUCCUGAUGUAAACAAGCAGUGACGUAUGACUCACAUGGUGGGACAUCAUGUGACAACAUCACGUGAUGUUUGAAGGUAUCACGUGUCUGUAAAUAGCUGUUCCGAUUGAAUGCCGUGGCACAUGUAAACACCAGAUCAGAAUAGAUCGCUUCCAUGUAAACAGUUCGCCUGGGAGCUUCAAUCGGAAUGAUUAUAAUCCGAAUGAGAAAAAAGUCUGCAUGUAAACGUGGCUAGUAAUAAGGACACCAGGAACAACCUGACCCCACAACACAUCAUAUCAAUCCACAUGGAGGAGUCCAACGUGUUUCACCUUGACCUGUUGACACAGUGGAAACCCUAAUUCAACAGCUUCAGCGACAUUAAAGAUAUUUUAUUUUUAGAUCCUCUCAUCUCUACAAACAAACCAUGAGUGUCUGUGUUGAUAGCAAGAAUACUGAAAGUACUGAAAGAAUACUGAAAGCCUUAUUUCCACUUACAAAUGUCCGUGUUUGUGAAUCUGCUUGGAGUGUGUUCAAGGGAUUGAACUGUUGCUGUCGAUUCCUAAGAAACCAUUGGUGGUGCGCUUUCAGAGCUCAAAUGUUAUUGUUUCUCUGGUUCUGGAAAAUUUGUAACCGAGUACUUCAUGGACCUAGUUUCGAUUCCCUUUCUCAUCUACAACAGGAUUUUUUUAUUGUAAGAACCCCACUUUUCUAUCUCAUUGUGGGGUUGAUCACUUCAGGUCCUUGUGGAUCCUUGCACGUCCAAAGCAAACCCCCUUGCCUCUCCGAAUCGCUGAACCCCUCGGGUGCCAACAUCCAUUUAAAAAGAAGGCGCCUGAAGCCAUGUGACAUGAAAACCGCCGACACUGCACCUCUGGAGGGGGGGUGUCGUGGGUAGUCAGGGGUGUUGGCUGGUGUCAGCUGAUUUUACACCCUCUCUGUUUGGAGGCUGCUGAGCUUCAGUUGUAAUUAUCGCUGACAAACCCCAGAGUGGCGAAGUCACCAGUCAUCCCCCCACACCCCACCUCCUACACCUUCCACCCUCCAUCUGAUAUGUAUGCAUUAGCUGGUGUUCAUGGUAGGGAGAGCACAGAGGACGAAGAGGAGGGUGGAGUGCCUUUGAACAGAGACCUUCAUCCUGUGAUAAUUCAGCCUCUUGAGGAAGAGCUCUCUGUGUCUGAGAUCAUGAAAUUAUUAAAGUUGAAUGUCCUCACACAUGAAACCCAGAGACAGAGCCCCCCCAAGAAAUCAAAGCUCAUCCCACAUUCAACUUCAAAACCGCAAACAUGAAGGAAGGAGAGAAGAAGAUGUCGUCCAUUAUUCAGGGGACAGAGUGAGACCUCGCCGUGGAAACAUGUGAAACGUCUCGGUUCAUGAACACAACAGGAUGUUGGUGACGAGAUGGAAGAGGUGGUGUUCACAGAAACACAGCAGAGCCCUGCAGACAAACAAACAAACACCAUUGAGGAUUUUUUUCUCUUCAAGGAGGGAGGAGGUCGGAUCUGAGGCGCCAAACUCUUUGCUUUGGACUGGACCCGGGGUGGCAGUAGCUCAGGAGGUAGAGCGAUUGGCCAAUAACUGGAAGGUUGGCGGUUUGAUUCUCCCCUACCCUUAGUCUGUCUGUUGUGUCCUUGGACAAGACACUUAACCCACCUUGCUCCCAGUGUGUGUCCUCCACUGGUGUAUGAUUGUGAGUGUUGUGUGGUGGUGGUGGGAGAGGCCGUAGGCACAAACUGGCAGCCACAUCCCCGUCAGUCUGCCCCAAGACAGCUGUGACUACUAAGGUAGUUUACCACCACCAAGGUAAAAGUGGAAAACCUCCCCUUUAAGACCCACAGCAGCACCAUAAGUGGGUUGUAACAUCUUGAGUGAUUAAAAUAACACCUUGCCUUCAGACCUUUUCCGGUAAAACCCUCCAAAAAAGCUGAACAUUAAAUCAAACUCCCCACAAAGGAGGGUUAAGUUCCCCCAAAGUGGGUCUCUGGCUCUGGGCCCGGCUGUUCUUAUCAAAUUCCAGGAGUGAUAAUCUGGCUUCCUAAAAUCUGUCAGAGCAACCAGACUCCCUGCAUCAGUGUGUGAACGUGCUCCGCAGCUGCAGCAAUGCACCAAAACCUGACCUGCAACACGGAGGCUGAUUAACCAUGCAGGGUCUGAUGUCACUGAAACACAAGUCAGAGCGGCUCCUGACUUUGAAAAGUUUUAAGGAAUGAAGAUCAGAGUGAACCCGGAGCAGCAGAGGAGUGACUGCAGAUUAAAGAGUGAAACAUCAGGACUUUUCUUCAUUUACUGAUAUGUGUCUGAAUUACUGAAACAGUCCUUAAGCGGGGCUCACACUACAAGAUAAUUGUGCCCUUUUUGUGUCCAGUUCCCACAAAAGUCAGAAAGCCAAAUUAUCCUGUGGUGUGAGGUGUGUUAGAAAGAGGACCAUCGAAUAUGGAUGAUCAGAGCCUCCUCAGUCUUGAAUUAUAAAUAUCAAACAUGCUGUAAAUAACCCUAACUCUGAGGACGACUGAGCAUUCACUCCGUCUGCUGUCUCAUUGACCAAAUCGAUAUCAUGUUGGGAAGCAAGCAAACCAAAGAAGGAUGCACAUCAAACACAACCAUGGCAACGAUGGUAAACAUGAAGCAUAAACCAAGAUGGAAGUCAGAAAAAGAGAACCUACUUGUUGAUAUGUGGGGAGAAUAUGAGUGUUUACGCAAAACAAACCUGAACCAAUCUUUCCCUCUUUUCUAAGUGUAGUGAGUCGAGUUCCUCUGCUGGAAAUCGGCCUCAGCACAUGCUCACUCUAUAUUUCAGACACCAAAAACAGCAGUAUUUUACAGUACUGACUCCCUUCGUGAUUUGUUCCGAGCUUCAUAUCAUCUGUUCAUCAGUCGGACUCUUUUUAUUGCUUUACUUUAUAAAAGUCGAACCUUCCUCACAGGGGAAACAGUCUGCAGAGCGAUGCUUCCACUCAUAUCAGAUAAGUUCAUUCUGCAGAGAGCGUAUGGUCAGUAAGUGUGAAAUUGGACGUCUGUCAGAUUCAAACAUCUGCUGCUCGGGGUCUGUUUGUCUUGUAUCGACCAUGGUCCUCUGAAGAUAGACAUGUCUGAUAACAAAGAGUUGGUUAUUUUUGUUUUAUGUGGUUCAGGAAGAUGUUUUUAUCCUCAGAGGAGGCGAGCUGCGAGAUUUAUAUAUAAAAACCCAGAACCGCUUAAGCGAUGUCUUCCCCCAAGAGUUUUUUUUCAUAUCCUUCUAUCACUCCUCGUUAUCUUUGCAGGGGAACAGUUACUGAUCCACCUCAAAAGUGGGGUAUGAUAAGUUUACCUCUCAGAGUUAUGUAUAAAAACCUAAAAAGCUCAUUUUGGAGUCAGUCAAACUUCUUAGCUGCAGCAGAGCCUUUUGACCCAGCUUUAACCUCUCUCUCUCUCUCUCUCUCUCUCUCUCUCUCUCUCUCUCUCUCUCUCUCUCUCUCUCUCUCUCUCUCUCUCUCUCUCUCUGUGUGUCAGGGCUGUUUGAUCGGCCGUCAGUUUUGAAACGAAAGUUGGAGGACAGAUCCUAAGUUUAGACAUGCAGACAGUGUGUGGGUGGGAAAAUUAGCUGGAAGAAGAUGGUGCAGGGGUGGACAAAGCUUGGUAAAAGCUAAUGGCUAAUGACGGCUGAGACACAAAUCAUCCUUUGAAUUUAAGACAGACAGACAGCAGUGUGAUGAUCAGUCUGUUCAACCUCAGUCUGACCACUUUUAUCAUGGCUGCACUGUGAAUGUCUGUGAAUGUAAGUCAGUUUAACUUCCAGAAAAAAUGUUAUUCAGCCAGCUUGGUCUAAAAAGAUUUAGGUAUCUUGAGGAAGUUACUCACAACAUAAAAAAUAUAUUUUAUUAAACAAUCAAUGACAUUAAUAAGUAAAGUCUCCUCUGGUCUGGGAUCAGUGUAGAGUCUGAUCACCACCUCCUGCAGGCCAACUCUGACAGAUUUCCUCGGGCGGCUCACCUCAUAUUGAUUGGUGUCUGGUUCAGGGUAUUGAUCUGGACUGUACUGGAUAUGGAUCUGUGGAUUGCCUCUGAAUGAUCAGCUCAGAAAACUCUCCCUCUCGCUCUCUGCAGAAAUGAUAUUUUUUUCCUGCGGUAUUGAUCGCCUCCUCUGAUCACUCAUCAUCUGUCAAAUCAUGCUCACUUAUGGAUUUUCUAUUUUAGCCCCAGACGUGAAGAAGUUUGGACUCUCAGUCUGAAAAAGACUGAGAAUAUUUGAUAUUUGGGAGUUUUGGAACAGUUUUGGUUUUUGAUUUCCUCUUUUUGGUCACUGACCAAUCAAGAACAAGGACAGUAGAGUAUGGAUCUUACAGUGCUGUAGUACUUCACUCCAGGACUUAAGCUGCGUUACAGUUACCUCGGAAGUCGGUUGUCGGAGCUGGUAAUGACGUUACACCCGAGUUGACGGCAUUCCAGUUAACAGGUCGGAAAACCAAGAUGGACGCCUACAGUUACCGUUGUUAGCUAUUGUUUACAAUUGUCAGCUGCUAUUAGCCGUUGUCAGCUGUUGUUAGCUGCGAUACCAGUUGUAAACAAUGCAUAACACAGUAUCUUACUAUUACAAACGCUGUAGCACCAUGUUCAUAGUUAGACGUUGGGCAGUAUGACAUAUACCACUUAUUUAAUUUAACAAAAACAAAACAGAAGUGCUAAUAAAUAAUACAUUACAAGAGCGUUCACUGUUACUCUUUACUGUUGAUGCACUGCGCUGCCAUCUUGGAUUAUGACGUUGAUGUCAAGUCGGGGUUGGUGAGGAUCGUCCGACUUUCUGAGUCAGAAAUUCAACUUCAGGGGGGCGUUCCAAAUGAAUUUCCGAUUCGUAGCUCGGAAGUUCCUGACAUCUGAGUAGAACUGAAGUGCAGCAUUAGACUAUGGUCUGAUGUAGUCUGAUGACUUGACAUUCAAGUGCACACAAAUCAGAUUUGGACUUGGACUGGAGCAUGGCUGUAGCAGGACUUUGAAGGUAAAAAGGAGUAUUCAAACUUAUUCACUGACAAAAACUGUUUAACUGAACUUUUGUUCCUUGAAAUGUUUGACUCUAGUAUCUUAGAUGUGUUCACCUGCAGGCACAUCCACAUGCAACAAUAAAGCAGUGGGAACUCAACUUGUUCUUGAAUUCUUGUUUGGUGGCUUGGACUUGAACACUGAAGACUUGAAAUUCAAAUCAGAUGGGAGGUUUGGGGACAGGACUCCAGGAGCGGUAACUUUAAACUUGGCAGUAGUAUUUGACCGAAGCAGGUCUUGGGUGAGGCUGGUCUGUGAGUGUCCUUGUCCUGUAGCUUUAUCAGAUUGGCCCCAUACUGUAUCAUGGAGACGAUGGAUGAAUACCGGUUACUUUAAGCCUCCUGGUACACUCAAUUUCACUGUUGCCUGCAGCUCACCUCUGUCAAAAAAGCACAUUGUGGCCAAUUUACUAUCUCAGGUAAAUAAUUCAUUAAUUGAUCCCAUUUGAUUGUUAGUUUAUUUUUCCAUAUCUACUGAAAGAUCCAUCCACACAUCUGCUUUUUUAUCAACUACACACACACACACACACAUACACACACACACACACACACACACACACACACACACACACACACACACACACACACAGUCUCAGUGUCUUUGAAGUCCAGUAGUGGGGGGGCAUGAGGGUAUCUGUCAUCUCAUGAAGUAUUCAUGUAGCAUGUCAAGUGUGUGUGUAAGAGUGUGUAAGUGUGCGUUCACAGCUUCUGUGUGUCGACACGAGGAGGAGGCGGGGCUGUGAAGAGGGGGAGGAGGAGGAGGGGGAGAGGGAGGGCAGGGAGGAGAGGGAGGGAAGGUGAGUGAGGCAGACGGACGGAGGGACAGAGGGAGGAAGGAAGGCUGGAGCAUCGCCAGCGUUUCCCGGCAACAACGACAUCGAGAGGCAGGAAUCCACCCGCUCUUCAUUCACUCCUUUAUUUCUACCUCUAAUCCUUUAUUCCUCCUCUGCUGCUGCUUCCCUUCAUCCCUCCCUCUCUCUCUCUCCUGGAGUCAGAGGAGGAGGAGGAGGAGGAGGAGGGAGGGGUGGAGAGGAAGAGCAUUGCGAUACUGCAGGAACAGACUGAGGAGCUACAGGAGAGAAGAGAGGGAGAGGGAGGAGAGGUGGAGGAAGGAGAAUAGGGACACUGAAAGGAAAAGAAGUGGACAACGAAGGGAAGAAUUGAAAAAAAAACUGAGAAGGAAGGUGAGAGAAAAAGAGUGGGAAUGAGGCAAAGUGAGAGGAAAAGGUGGGAGUGCUUGAACCAAGAGAAAAAAGACAGAGAGGGGGAGAUAGAUGAGAGAUUAAAGUAGGUGAUGGAAAGGUUAGGAUAGAGGAAAAAGGAGGGAAAGAGGUCAAGUGGCUGCAGGGGGUAAUAAAAAGGGAUGAAAUCUGAUGUAGAGCGAGAAGAAGAGGUGAGGAGCAUCAUUUCAUGAUCUAAAUGUUAGUUUGUUCACAUGGACAUUUGGUGCCAGAUUUUUCUGAGUGAAAGAUGGAAAACAGGUGAAUCUUUGGCGUCUGCCUUGGUUGACAAACUGAACUGAACCUCCGCAGUUCGUUGCAGGAUUUAACUAUUUUCAGCGGAUCAUGCCUCGACAGAAACUCUCAACAUUUUUCGUUGAAAAGUUUCAGCGGCUCGGAUGGACUCUCACCAUCAAGACUUCAUGUCAGAGAUGAAUCCGAGGACUCUGAUUGACGGACAGAUGAGGGGGGUUCAUUGAUGUGUGAAGGAUAAGUGGAAACGUCUGUCACUUUACUUUGAUUGAUGAGCGACUGAAACCUGUUGGAGUACCAACAACAGAUCCCUGUUGAGUUCAGCGAGAAAGAAACAUUUCUUCGCAGAUGAUGUUUGGAUUUACAGAUGACUGGACGAUCAGUGGGCUGAUAUAUUAAGAAUAACUUUGGACUUAUGUUUUGAUGUUGAAACGAUGGACAGAGUUGGAUCUUGGAAACCUCAUUCAUUCUGAGAGUAUUUGACAAGGACAGAGAGGAUACCAGAAGUUUAACUUGAAGAACUUGCAACUAUUGUUCUUCCUCAAGUCUUUGGUGACAAAACCUUUAUCACAAAAAGAGCACAGAGAUUAAGAGUUUACAGGUGGAUGAAGUAAGGUUUAUUGACUACUUAAAGAGAAACUGAUUUAAUUGAAAGAUCUUGAAAGAAGAUCUGGUUCAUGAACAGGGGAGGUCUUGGAAAAAUUCAAUGUUUAAUGAAAGAUCUGUGAAUAUCUUUGUCUCCAAGACUAUCCGAGAUAUAAAAAGAUUUUAAAAUACAAACAGGAAGAUGGUCUCAGGUUUUCAGGUUUCUAAGCUUCAAAUUUGGACUCUUGGGCUGUUUGAUUUGAUGAACAAGUUGACUAAAAACCAAUAAAACUCCAAAUUAUUUCAUGAACCAAUGAUGCUUAGAAGCGAAUAUGGCUAAACUAAGAAAUCAUCUUCUGAUAAUAAAAGGUUUGAUGAGUAUUAAAAAGUAUAGAUGACGCAGAAAACGUUGUGCCAAACUGAGUUUGUUGCUAACUGUGUUUGCAGACAUUGGUCUGAUUUAUUUGAGAGGUCACUUUAGUGAUACCUAAAGGAUAAAUUAAUACUCUUGAUUACCAUUAAAUGCUGAAAUUAGAGGUAGAAACAGGUUUGAAUGAUCGGCUGAGACAUUUUCAAUGAGACUUUGUGAGGAAUCCUGUCACUCAGAUAAAAUAAAUGAUGAAAUGAGUUAUUCUGACUAAAAACAUAAAAAAAAUCUGGACUUCCUCCUAGCUGGAUAUCGGUGGUUCUGACCUCAAAUCUUUGUGUCCUUGUUGCUUGAACAGUUUUCUUCGGCUUUUGGAUCAAUCAAGUCUCUUUGAAAACUUCUUCAAAAGCUCUUUGAGGUUUGAACUGGAUAUCUCCUCAGUCCUGACCCGUUUCGCCUGAAAACUCUCGCUUUCCAUCACUUCUGGUUCAACUUGGGGGUUUCCUCGUUGAUAUGCUUCUUCAUUGAUCACAUCUUUGAUCUCUGAGUCUGGAUGCGAUCACUCAGAUGUUCUCCAUCACGGUCUCACUGGAUGAAAAAAGUUUUUUUAUGAUGGUGAAUGAGGUCGAGAGAAAGUUUGGAUCUGGUUUCUCUACAAGGCAAAGAAGUUUGAGCAGAUAAUGGAUUGGAAGGAACUGUGAGUAUCACUCUGCAGUUAAACCCUCUCUUUAAGUCAUUUCUUCUGACAGGGCAGACGCUGUGGCAGUGAGUGGUGUGUAGGACUUGAAAUUGAUACUGUUUUUGUCUGUGGAGAGAGACCCCCUUGUUUUUACCAAAUGCUCUUAUACUGAAAUUGUGUCCAAAGCAGUUCUUUGGCAAAAGGAGUGACUUGAAGCACUCUUUACUCCAGUUUAAGGGGAAUUUAAGCUUUAAAAAAGUUAUCAUUAGCCAUGCUGGAGAUAGAUAACAUCAGGCUUCAGGAAAUAUUGAUUCUUUUUUUUUUUAUCUCUCAGCUUUUAACUUGUGACAGCAUUCUCUAAUAUCAUUAAAUAUAAAACAGAGUCUUAACACAUGGAUUACAUAAAAGCAGAUAGCUCAUUCAUAUAAAUGAGCAUACCUCUGCAAAAUGCAUGGAUCAGGAUGGGAGAAUCCAGCACAAUCCUUUCUUCCUCUCCUCCUUCUAAAUCAUUGUGGUUCAAGGUCAGACCAGCACACAAAUAGAAAGCUGCCAACGGUGCGGGUCGGUUUUCUUUGACUACCUUUAAUAACUUUUGACAUUAGAAACACAGACAAGUUUGGAGCGUCUCUUGCUUUAUCAUUAUCAAUGGGUAAGGAUGCAGGUAGAGCAGCAGCAAAGACACUUAGGCUACAUUCAGACACAUUAAAGCCAAGGCAGCGGGAAUAGCAACAAAGGUCACAUUAAAAUGAUGGGCUUGGGUGGGGCCAGGAUGCAGGUUGCAGAGUAAGCUGGUUAUUGUCUGAAAUGGGCUGCCUUUAGGGUCAGCUGACUUUGUGGUCUGCCUGAACUAACACUGGGUUCAGCUACAUGAAAUUACAGUAGUGUUACACAGUCUUCUCUCUGAGUUGUUUGAGUGGUGUUUAUGGUCUGCGUGUACACUUGUAAAUGUUAUCUAGUGUCUUUGUUGCACUGGUAAUAACUUUGUCUUAAACUUUAAGUCUUUAUGUCAUGUGUGAGACUCUGUACACUCUGGUUUUAGUCAUCACUUGCUUUUGACUGAAACAUAAAUGCUGUUUCUCUCCAUUUUAUCGUCUAAAACGAGCUUUAGAUUUGUGGAUAUUGAUGUGUCCACAGGAGCAGAUAAGACAGUAAAACCUGGUGUAGUCAGGAUUAAACCAUAAAGUUGGUUCAUUCUUGUAGCGGUGGGAUUGUUAACUUUUAUGUCUGGUUAUAAAAUAACACAUACUAUCAUCUGAAACUGGAAAUACAGACUCACAGUAUUAGAAAGCAGAUUCCAGCCCUGUUCAUUACUCUCCGAGGUCUCUUUCUGUACAAGGCUGUAAAUAAAUCACAGUAACAUGUUUAACCCUUUAUGUGCCACUGCUUCCACUGAACCAGGACCAGAGUUCAACCAGUAAGCGGUUUUUCUUUUGCCCACCAAAGUAAAAAUGAGUGGUUUUGUGUUUUAUCUUCAGGGCGGCUCAGAAGCUGAGUCUGUCCCGCAGGAAGAAGUCCCAGCCAGGCCCCGCCUCCCCACCCAGUGAGGUCCCAGGGCUCCUGCUUUACACCGGGGGCUUCAGUGGCGCCCUGCAGCUCUCCCCGCCCGCCAUCCCGCCAUGCCUCCUCCGAGCUGGGUCGAAGGUCAAGGACACGCCAGGGAUGGGAAAGGUGAGACGUCAUGUUGUUACCCAGAAUGCAGUGUUCUCAGGCUUCUGGAAUCUCAUGAAUCCAGAUUGUGAUGUUGACAAUGCAGUAGGUUGAGGGAAACAGCCGGGUUAGGGUGGGUGGAGUGGGUGGGGUCAUAGGGUCAUAAAGAUGAAAGAACUUCCUGUUUGUGUAUGAAGGGACUGAUUGACUCGAGGGUCUUUGUGCUCAAGGACAAGAAGCCAUCACAUCUAAGACCACUGUGGGAAAUAUUUCCCUGUUGUUGAACAGUGUGUUCGAUUAGCCUUUAGUACCACUAGUUUGCUGAGUUACCAUGGAAACAGUCAUAUAGUUAGUAACAGCAGAGUUUGAUGGUUUGCAUAUCAAUUCAAGCCUGUAUAUGAUUGAAAAUACUGCAAAGAAACCAAACAUCAAAUGCUAAAACAAGAAAGAUGAAUAAGAACGAUUAACUGUUAUGUUUAGUUGAGACAGGGAACCCAGCAGACCAGGUUCUGGAGUCUGAAAGUGAAAUGCUGUCCCAUCCUCGCCUCAACAGCUCAGGGUCUCCUUUGUCCUAUUUUUUCAUUUCAUCUUACUCCAAAUGUUUUCAAUCUAUAACAAAUUACUGCUCAAAGUCAGGUGGUACAUCUCCCCUUUUCCGCUUUUCCUAAAUAAGCUGAUGCAGUGAUUCCCACUUCAGAGUCCUGUAUGUUUUUAAUGUAGUGUUUUCUCUUAUACAACUUUUUUACCUGUUUGGUUAACUGAUAAUGAUUGUCGAUGCUGAUUUUAAAACUGAUAAUUCAUAAGAUCAAUAACAUAUAUUUGGUACUGAUAUGCAGUUGACAUUUCUCUUGAGUACAGGCAUACAGAUAAUCGACCAAAUGGCAAAUAUCAGCCCCAAUAAUUGGCUGCCCCUGUUUGAUUGUCCCGCUCCAAACUUUUUGGAAAAUGUUAUUGCUAUCAAAUUUAAAAUGAUCAUAUAUAUUUAGUAGAACAGAAAAAAACCUUUCUAUUUCAACACUUAUAUGUUCUCUUUGCACGUCUUCAAUUGAAUAAAAGCCUUAAAUCAUUUAAAAACCAUCAAAACCUGUUUUAUGAACAUUUUAAACAAAGUCUGAACUACUUGGAACUGAGGAUAUCGUAGUGAUAAUACUUUCUGGAGGAAGAAGUCACAGAAAACUUCAAACCUUGUGUUUCGUGUCUCGAUCCACAUCUGAGUCAGUCUAGCCUGACAGAAAGAGGUGUGUCGGAUUUUGACUCUUUAAAAGAAGUAAAAAGAGUUUACGAUUUCAAAAUUACAGUCAACACAGGAGCACCUUUAUCCUGCUUUUCUUCUGGUGCCCAGCAGGGGGCAGCUGGUGUGUCUGAUCUUAAAGCAGUGUGUUAGGUCCUGUUCUGGUUCUGAUGGUUUUUAUAGGUAGAUCAGAGAUCUGCUGAGUCAGCGCUGUGUACUGGCCUGGUGGUUGGGUUUAAAGCAGCAACAAUCUGAGACACAGCAGAUUUUUAAUGUCGUGUUACUGUGAGCCAACAGAGCAAAUCAUCAGCAGACAGGACACUACUGAUCUACGGUCGCUAGCAAAUGCUCCUGAGCAAAGAAAGGAGAAAACUAUAGUUGGAUAAAAGUGAAGACAGGGUAAAGAGAUUAAAAAUAUUUGAGAAGGUGAUCGAGAAAGAAAGGUGAGGAGAGAAAGAAAGAAGCAAAAUCGUACAAAGAGUUAGAAAAUGGAAAAACCAAACCAUGCUACAGAAAUGUGAAAGAAAAAGCAAAUAGAAGAGAAAAAAAUGGAAGGGAUGUGGUAAGGAAAAGGAGGACAGAUAAUGAUAAUAGAGGAAUUUCAAAACAGGUUGAAAAUGGAGGGGCAAAUAAAUUUACACAGAGGAGGGAAAAGGAAUAUCAUCAGUGUGGUUUCACUUCUCUGUUAGAGCUGAAAGCUGCUGUGCUGCUCUCAGAUCAGUUUAUGAGCGAUUUGCCGCUGUGACUUGACUUUAUAACCAGCAAGAGCCAAUAAACUGAGUCAAACACCAGAGACCUCAGACCGCUCUGCUGAGGUCUGUUCCUGUCACUUUACUGCCUGUUUUCUAUGUCUGAGACUUAAAUAGACUAAUACUGUAAAUCCCUGAUAAAAACUUUACUAUUUAAUAAAAACAUCAAGUGUUACAGUCUGUAAACGUUUUAUAAAUUUAAGUUAUUUGUUUCCAGCCCAGUACAUUGCAAUUACAGGCUCUUUAGAUAAAUUAUUGGCAUGGGGGUCAUUUUUGGAAACAGCCCUUAGUGGACAUCAGAGGAACUGCAGGAUCAACAAUCGGUAGCUGUAAUCCUUGAGCCUAUUUGGAUAAGACCUUUCGGGGAGACUUUCCUGAUUUUGAAGUUUCCUUUAAAACUUUUGACUCCCACAGUGUAACUCUUGUAAAACCCGGUCCCUGAUCAGCUCUUGCUCCACCGCCCUCUCUGAUCUGGAUUUCCUUUUCUUCUCCAGGUCAGGGUGAUGGUCCGGAUCUGUUCGGUCCACAGCAGCGAGUCCUCAGAGUCCAUGUCCCUCCUGAAGGUAGAUGGAAGAAAGAAGCAGCUGACUCUCUAUGAGACCUCGGUUGGCGGGAACUCUGCCUCGUCCUCCUCCUCGCACAGACGGUCCUCCUCCUCUGCGCCAAAGACCUUCACGUUCGACGCCGUCUUUACGCAGGAUGCUUCACAGGUCAGACAGAAGCAGGGACCACAUAAGACUGUGACAUGUUGGUCUUUGGCUGCUCCUGAUUAGACUCUACCAAAAAAGGAGGGGGGAUCUGGUUGGUGGACAGGCUGACUCAACGUCCUUGUCCCCUCCUUUAAGUCCAAGAUAAAACAAUGUUGAUAGAUUUCUAUUUUUGAAAAUGAGAAAUUAAUCACAUUACCAAGCAGUCUAGCAUUGUUUAGUCUCUAAAUAGGCAAUGCACUUCUGUACUAGACUGAAAACUCUCUGAAAAGGAUGUAAUUCCCGAAAAUUGGCUGAAGGGUUAGCUGUCUAUCACAGCUGUCUGUAUAAUGAUAGAUUGGGUGGUUCCAAAGAUUUUAGACACAUAGGGGAGAGUGGGGUAAGUUGAGCCACAGGGUAAGUUUAGCCAACACCUGAUGCUUGGAAAUUGUAAAAGAAAUUGAUCAUGUGACCAAAUAUUUAGGAGAUGGGCAUCAAUUCAUGGAGUCUGUGAAGGUUAGAAGCACAUGGGGGAAGGGGUUAGACAUUUAUUAGUCUGUCAUAAGUUUUAUUAGAAUCAUUUUAAGAUCAUUUAAAAUUUGUUUUAUACAUCAAUUUUGGUAUCUAUGAGCUACAACAUGAGGUCAAAAACCUAGCAUAAAAGUCCACCAUUUUAGCCAAGAGGACUAAUAAAGUCAACUUACCCCAUACACGGGGUAAGUUGACCAUAGGAGACCACUUUUUUUGGCAUGCUAUAUUAUCAAGACAGUUAUGUUUACACUCUGUUGGUUUGCAGGGAUGUACAACAUCUUGAAAUAUAUGCAGAUAAACUAGUUAGAGACAAAACUAUGAUUGCCUUGAUGUAGUGAUCCGGAAUAUGAUAAAUGUCUCAUCUUACCCCACUCUCCCCUAAGUAGAACCGAUGUCUGAUUAUCUCAGGCUGAUCCGUUGAAUUAAAAACACCCUCACUCUGCAGUUCUACCGCCACCCUCAGCUUCUCUUCCUCCCCCGGAAAAUACAAAUUCGAGUCACACAGCCAAAGUUUGAGCUCUUCAUCUACCGUCAGCGCUGCAGCAGCGAGCUGUCCGUCCCCUGAGAUACUGCAGGAGGUGUAUGUGGAUCAGAGAGAGAGUGUGUGACAGAGGCUGAGUGAGUGCAGUCAGAGGGUCUGUGAUGUUAUUCUGACCUCCUCAGCGAGCGGGCGGGCGACAGGGAGUGGCAGCAUUGAGACGGAUGUGAAGAGUGGGAUUCAUAAAAACAGAGGAUGACAUUUAGGAACAUUUAGGUGACUGUGCUCUAACAUGAUUGGUUGAUGUUAACUAGAUCUUGUUCCUGAUAGGCUGAGGUGUGUUCAGGGACAGUGGCGGAGGUGAUCCAGUCGGUGGUUAACGGAGCAGAUGGCUGUAUCUUCUGUUUCGGACAUGCUAAUCUAGGUAUCUAUACAAACAUACACACACAUACAUGGUAAACACACACUCCUGUGUUGACUCAUGCCAUCCCUGUGUUGACUCCGCCCCUCUCAGGUAAGACCUACACCAUGAUUGGUCGAGACUGCUCCACUCAGAGUCUGGGCGUGGCUCCGACGGCGAUCUCAUGGCUCUUUAAGGUGAUCGAGGAACGGAGGGAGAAGUCUGGCGCUCGUUUCUCUGUAAGGGUGUCGGCGGUGGAGAUCUCCGGCCGGGAAGAGACGCUCACAGACCUCUUGGCUGAGCUCUCCUCCUCAGCUGGGGGCCACCCAGAGGCCCCGGGCCCCGCUGUGUCACUGAGAGAAGACCCUCUCUGUGGAUCUCAGGUAGAGACUUCUUUGUCACCUUGUCUCCUUCCCUUCCUCUGCUCCUCCUUGACCUCCUCCUCACCUCAGGGACUUCAUCCCUGUCCACAACUGUCCAAUUAGUCCUGAACUUCCUCCUCUUAUUCUGGCUCCCUCUGAUAUAUCUCCCCUGGGCUCCACUUAUCUGACAGUUUUUAAUCUCAUCUCACUUUAAUUUUCUUUUCUUCCUUCACAUCUUUUCUUUCUUUUCUUUCUUUUUCUAUCAAACCUCAUUCUGUCGUUUUCCGGCUGUUAUCGUUUCUCUAAGAUUUAUCAGGGGAAACUCGUCUGUCUCCUCGUUUUUCUCUCAAAGUGAGACAUCUCUGUGAACCCACCAUGACUUCUUUCUUCAGCAGACUUCACUGCAACACUUUCCUCUUCUUUACUGCCUCAUACUGUUGUGAUAAUGUCUAAGGGGAGGACACAGUGACAGGAAACGUCCUAAAAGAUAGCCAGCUGUAGGUGCAGAGUGGUCACAUCUUCCCUCUGUCGUCUGAGUCUUAGUGUAACAGAGCCUCCAUUUUUGCUUGAGUAUGAUGAAAUACUGUCAUUUUUCUUUCUUUCCAUCAGCUGCAGAACCAGACGGAGCUGCGGGCGACCUGCGCUGAACGGGCUGCGUUUUUCCUGGAUGCCGCUCUUGCAGCAAGAAGGAGCAGCCGAGCGCCAAAUGACCAGGAAGCUCGGAGGAAUUCGCAUUUCCUGUUCACCCUGCACGUCAACCAGGAGAGGUUGGACAAGAGCAGCAAGGCAGCAGGUCAGCAUGUGUGUCUGAGAUUGGAUAUUUAAACAAUCAGGAUUAGAUUUAUUAUUAGAUUACACAAAGUGGCGAAGUAUAAAACAUGCUUAUUACAUUAGGUCUGUAACAAUAGAGUGAAUAUUAUAAUAUUGGACCUAUGCUUAAAGAUGUUGUGUUCACACCAAAUGCAGAAAGACGAAUCACUUUGAGUAAAUUGAAUCAAAAAAGGGAGGGGUUUAGACACAAGUUUUUGUCAGCACAGAUUGGAUGAAUUAAACAUGUAAAUUAAAUGAUAUAAAUGUGUAAAUAUCAUUUCACAUGCUCCAUUCACUUAAUUCAAGGAGUUAAAAAAUCUGAAUUCAAGCCGAUCAUUUGCGCCACGAUAGCAGUCCUGUGUUACUGCCAAAGCCUGUACAGUGUGAUGGUUUGUGGUUGUGUUGUCUGCUUUCUUCACUUUGUUUGAUGUCUCUUUCACUAAACUUACUGUGUAUUUUAAUGUCCCUUACUUAUCUGUGCUGUUUUCUUCCUCAUGACUUUCUUUCCUUUGCCAAUUACUGCUCAGACAUUAAACACCAAUCUAAAGUUUUGUGCAGUUGAAAUAAGAAAGUUAAUGGAAAUAUCCUCUACGGUAGUACGUGUACAGGAUACAGCCGCUGUGUUGUACAGAAACUGCAGGUUUGAAGACCUUCAUCCCUCGGUGAGGAAUAAAUUCCCUUUAGUAUUACAAAUCUCCGAACAGGCUGCUGUUAAUGAGCUUCAUUGUGAUCCCCCGACAUGCUCAGAGGAAACAUUAACAGGCAGAGAGGCUACUUUAACACCACCUCCACCUACAUCUCCACCUGUCACACACAGAUAUUUCCACAGUUAUUAGUGUUUCACAGCCUCCACGUCCGGCUGGAAUAAAUCUGCAUGGCUAAUGAGGCUUGAAGCUUCUGUGUCCUGUACUGUUUAUAGACUGCUGGCUACAAAAGUGUACACUCAGCUGCUCUCAGCACUUUGGACAUUUUGCUGAUGUGGGCUGAUGUUCGUCUGCACCAUAACUUCUCUGGUUUAAUGAAAUAAACAGGAAGAUAAAAUGAGCAGAGAGAUAACAGACUGAUAAUCAUCUAAAUAUUCUGGGCAGAGGCAAAACCAAAUGAGUUUACAAAUUUCAUUCAAAGUAAUUCAUAUUGGAUUUUAAGAUAAGUCAGUUGACCUAGUAUUUAUUAUUGUCUAUCAAGUUAACAACAUUACACAGACAUAAACAGUCAAAUUAAAGUAAAACUUGACCUAAUCCCAAAGCUGUUUGUCUUUCAAUCAGACAAAUUUAGCAGCAAACAAACUCUUGACUUUAAAGACUAUGAACUGGCUUUUUAUCAAGAAUAAACAAAUCUACAUUUCCUCUUUUUGACUUUGGACUUACCUGUACGAUUAAAAAAAUGCUCAACUGUGACUUGGGACUUAAUGUUAACUUUGGACUUGCUACUCUUGUUGUAGGUUGAACCUUUCUUUUCUUAAAAUUGACUUGGCUGUUGACUCUGGACUUUUGGUCUUGUUUUGUGGAUUUUACAAGUCUUGAGAUAAGACUCAACUGUAUGGACUUUUCUUUUGCCUCCUGAAAGUUGACUCAAGACUUGUCCUUAAAGGUGUCCAUUAUGACUCUUGACUUGGAAGUCAUAUUUUAGUGGUUUGGUCUUGUUUUAAGACCACACAUUUGGAACUGUUUUUACUUGAGACAUGAUAUAAGGGCUGACUGGUCUUUCCUAAAGUCUUAAAUUCUGGACCUGCUGGACUUGUGUUGGGGAUUAAUUUAGAAUUGACUUCAGGACUUGAAGUUCUUAACUUUGAGACCUAACUUCGAUCCUUACAGGACUUGACUUCAGGAACUUACGAAAGGACUUGUUGGGCUUGACUUGGUACUCGACUAGGGGGCUGAAUAGUCUUGCUUCAUGUCUUGAAUUCUGGACUUGCUGGUCCUGUGUUAAGGACUAGACUUCAGUGCUUGUAGGACAUGACUUUGGGACUUAAAUUCAGAUCAUGCUAAGUAAAACCUGAGACAUGACUUAAGGGCAGUCUGGUCUUGCAUCAAGUCUGUAAAAUUGGACCUGCUGGUCUUGUGUUUGGACUUCACUUAGAGCCAGACCUCAGGAUUUGUUGGUCUUCCCCUUGCAGAAUUUGUCUGGCUUGACUUGGGACUUGGCCUAACCUUGCUAGCUGACUAAACUUGCUUUGUGACUCGAAGUCUGGACCUGAUGGUUUUAUCUUUGAGUUGGACUGGAACUGAUUCUGGACUAAUUGUAUGAAACUUGUAUGUUAUGGAAAAAGUCAUUUAGACUUCAGGCACAACUUGUGGGUUUUUUGGUCUUUGACUUUAGACUUGGCUGGAAGACUUGAGUGUGCUGUCAGGAUUGUCAUCUUUGGGACCUGAUGUCUAAUGCUGAAAUGAGACCUGCUAUAAUGAGAGUUAUGUCUUGGACCUUUGUUUGGGGGUUUUUGGACUUUAGGAGCGGUUGCUGGUCUAUACUCUUUACUUUCAGUCAGAGUUGUGUAAAUGCAUGCUGACAGGUGAUCUGUCUCUGUGGUGAAGAAUCUCUGGAUCAGGUUUUUGUUUCUGCUGUAGGACUGCAUAUUAGAUCAUAUAUAGACAGCGUACAUGUUGUAUAUUACACUGGUUUCCCUGUUUGUACAACACUAGACUCAAUAAAUGUCACAGAGACCUGAAGAUGGAUGAGGUCUUUGUUAUCUUCUGUGGCCGGUGAUGCCCAAUAGGCCAAUCAAUUAUUAUAAUGGCUAUUGAUCACACCUCUGUCUAUAAACUAAUCAAUCAGUGUCUGGUUGUUUAACCCACUGGUCCUUUCAGCGUUAUUGAGCAGUUAAAGACGUUGUACGUUUAAAACCUCCCUCUUCUUUCUCCUGUCUCUCAGUAUCUGGGCGGAGUCGCCUCCACCUCCUGGAUUUGGGGAGCUGUGAAACAGACAUCAGCAGGACCAGAGAGGGGGGCGGGGGUCAGUGUCUGUCUCUGUCCGCGCUGGGAAACGUCAUCCUCGCCCUCGCCAACGGGGCCAAGCAUGUCCCGUACAGGUAUGCGCUCUUACUCUGGACAAUUAAAUGAAGGCAGUAUGGGGUCAGAGGUCACAGAUACUGAGUAACAGAUGAAGCAAAGAUCCCUGUGAGGACAGAGAAGACACAUGGACCAUGCAGGCCGGAUUUAUAGCAUUUCAAUGAGUUUUCAGUCUGUUUUAAAUGGCUGAUCAGCUUGAUGAAUAAAUCACUUUGUAAUGCUAAUUGGCAUGUAUUUCCAGGCCUGUGGCUAUUUGUUAUGCAGGCUGCAUGCUUUGUUUGAUUUCAGGCAAUUUGUCUGGCAAAAUGCCUCAUUUGUCCUCCUCAUGAUUCACAGGCUGUUAUAUUUUUGGUAUGUUAACUCAUUGUUAAAGCAGCUUUUAGAGCUUGGUGUCAGAGGAAAACAACCCCCAAGUGUUACACAAGAACGUAUCAAGGUAACUGUUCCUGAGAGGUUUAGCUAAGAAUUCACAUCAGCUCAGAAAUUAAAAGAAAAAGGGGGAAAAAAACUAUUAAUUUUACCAUCUCAGGCUUUUUAUUGCUGGUGCGGAGUCCAGUUUUGUCCAUGAAAAGGUUUUCAACAAGACAUUGAUGGACUGGCAUUGAGGCUUUGAAAUUUUGGAUUUUGGUAUGAGACUUGUGCAACACUGUUUCCAGAGUUGUUGAAUAAAGUUGUUAUCAUGCUCUCUUGAGCCAAAGGAGGCAAAAGAAAUCAAAAAUUGAGAUUUAAAAAGAUUAAAGGGCCAAAUGUUUCUGUUAGUCAGAGGAAGCUGGGUUUGCAGUUCAUCUAUGAUUGCAGCUUUACCCCCGGUCUCUUGAAGGCAGGAUUUCAUGGACCUUUCCCCUCAUUUCCAUCUAAAGAACAUCUACAUGUAGUUCAAAGUGAGCCUCAUUAAAAUGAAAUGAAAAAUAUCAUUCUCCUUUUUGCUUAUCUGUUCCCGGCUGUUGCAUAGAGUAAUGAACAGUUUCUGGGAUCCUAUGGGGAUUCUCCGGCCUGUGGUGCAUCCGCUCUUUUUUCCCCUCUUUUGGGGGGUUAACGAGGGGUUUCUUGAUGUAUUAUUCAGGGACAGCAAGCUCACCAUGCUGCUCAGUGAAUCCCUUGGCAACAUCAACUGUCGAACCACCAUGAUCGCCCACAUCUCCGACUCCCCGGCAAACUACAUGGAGACUCUGACCACAGUGCAGCUGGCCUCCCGCAUUCACCGCAUGAGGAAGAAGAAGUCAAAGGUUCUUCAAUUUUUAUUUCUCCAGUUUGGCCAGUCAAAAAUCCUGAAUCAAGUCUGAAAAAAACUGGUAUAACCAUGAAUAUUUCUAUUUCAAGGAAACAUUAGGACAUUACAACUAAGUUCUUCUUAUAUGGUAUUUUUUGUUGGUUGUUUAAACAAUAAAAAAUUACAAAAUUGAGUCUGAGGAGUAACUCAAGAAUCUGUAACAUUUUUUAAGCUCAUUCUAUGUAAAAACAGAGUCUGAGUCGUUUUCUCUCUACGUGACAGCGAAAACCUUCUAAUCUAUAAUGUAAAUCUGUAGUAUCAGGUCAGAGAGUCACACAGCCUUUAUUCACCAAGUUAUUCCUACCGUGAGGUGUCAGAUAAUCAAUAUGACUGUCCUUAUGGGAGAGGUAUUCCCUGUGAUUAGAAGAGCAAGGCUUUCGCUCUCAUUAGAGGUUUUAUUUUCGUUUUAUAGAUUCAAAAAGCAACAUGGGAACAGGAGUUAGGGUUAGCUUCUAUAUCUCACUGACAUUUAUUAAAAUCCAGCCUGCAGUUUGUACUUUUAACCUCAUGCUGUAUCGACAGGGAAUGGAUCUACCCUCAGGAUGAACAUUGAAUGAUAUACGGUGUUAUUUCUGUUUUAUCUGCAGUAUGCCUCCAGCUCAUCUGGAGGGGAAAGUUCCUGUGAGGAAGGCCCGUGCUAUCGACCUCCUCAUCUUCGACCGUUUCAUCCUCGUACCAUCGCCCUCGAUCCAGACACACCUCUGCUUCUCUCCAGUGAUCCUGACUACUCCUCCAGCAGCGAACACUCCUGCGACACUGUCAUUUAUGUCGGGCCUGGAGGGGCGGCCAUAUCAGACAGAGAACUAAGCGAUAAUGAAGGACCACCUUCUUUUGUUCCCAUCAUCCCUUCCCUCAACAAAAAGAGAGUCAAGGAUGCACCAAGGUCUGAUGGUGACCACUUUAAGUGCAACACGUUUGCAGAGCUUCAAGAGAGACUUGACUGCAUUGAUGGCAGUGAGGGGCCGAACACUUUCAGCACUGAAGGCAAAGCAAUGCCCGCAGUGGGGCACAGAACUCAGUCUGGAGCUCCUAAACCUGCAGAUUUAAUUUCACCCCCGAAAUCUGAUAAGACCUUCUUCAGGUUCUCAGAAAGCACAACAAGCACAUGCACAAUUAAUCCUGAUCAGGUACAAUGCAAACUCUUCCCAGCCAGAGGCCAAAUGGAAACUUCAAAACGUACAAGUGCAGAUGGUGAGAAACUUUCUGCCAGUCCCCUUCAGCCAUGUGUGGCCAAGCCAAGUGGGAGUUUUUCCCAGGAUUCAGAGCCCGUGGUUCGAGAGAAGGUCUACCUAAGAGGAGGUGUACCCAAACUGUCUGCUUCACCACCCAAGACAACUAGGGGGGCAUCCCAGUGUUUAGAGGCUGUUGGUAGGACUCCCCCUGUGGGUAUGAGUCAACAAGCACUUAGACAGGAUCAUCCAGCCGGGUCCCCGGACACUGAAAGGGUCUCACUUACAAGCAGAGCCCCAGUGGAGGUGAAUAAUCUUAGGGCAGCUCUAUUAGGAAGGUGUCUGGACAGGGAUUUUCUGCGGACCACCAUCACACUCCAGCAGCCUGUGGAGUUAAACGGUGAGGAUGAGCUUGUGUUUACUGUUGUAGAGGAGCUUCCCCAUGGCCUUGUCCCAGACAACGGCCGUCCUUCCAACCUCCUCAGCUUCAACACAGACUGCUCCUGGCAGGCCUCGGCAUCUGGCUCUCGCCCUGUGAGCAUCAUCAGCAGUAUCAAUGAUGAGUAUGAUGCCUACACAUCUCAACAAGGUGCUGCUGGAUUAGGGGCUGAUUUUGGAUCCAACUGUCAGGAAAUGUUGUCCCUGCAACAAGACAACAAGCAGCAAACUGGCAGCUCAUGGCCAAGAGAAGGGAGUGCUCCUUCACAAAGUGACGGCAUGGAUUCAAAAGAGGGGGUGAACUUAAGGGACAAAAGUGUGGCGAAAGAGACUGCAUCCAUGCUAACCCCACCGAGUACAUUUCACAAACAGCCAUUUUUGCAUCAGGGCAUCAAGAGCUCCCUGAAUGACAGUGGUAUAUGUUUCUCAGAGCUGGACAGUGACCCUGCUACUCCAAACAAACCUUCUUUCACCAAAUGCCCUCCUUCCCCUGACCUAACUAAGUCCUCUCUCAAAGGCUCUCUUAAAGCAAGAGGCAACACUCUGAGCACUUCAACUUCAGCCCUCAUUUCCCAUCACACCAGCCAUUCCAGUCUCCCCAGGAAAACCAAGCCUACCUCAUCUACAACUGUGGGCUACAGCAGACAAGAGGGCAGACAUGAGGAUUUUUUGCAUCAGGAAAGCAGAAAUGUUGAUCCCAGAGAGGUUGAGUCUGUCACCCCAGGAAAACCACCAAGAACUAGCAUAAGUAGUGUUUCUUCUCGGAAGCCAGGAGGGAACAGUAACAGUGUACCCAGGCCACCAAAGGCACAAAUGUCCUCAGCUCAAAGGAUUGUGGACGGUUGUGAAAAGACCAGCAGCAGGAGAGCAGACACUCUUGUCAAGCUGCCACGUCUCACCAGAGGUGCAACCACACUGGGGACUGUUUCAACCCCCCAGAGUUCUGAAUUAAAGUGUGGUCCUGAGGGCAUUUCAGCAACAGGUACCCUCAGAUUUUCAUCCUUGGGGAAAAAGUCAAACGGGCAAAAAAGCAGCAUAAUCUCCAAGUCUGGAAACAUCUCCCCUCCUGCUCAGCCUGUCAGGCAGUCAAGCCAGGAACAAAAGACACGGACUGUGCUAUCGCCAAGUGCCUUAAAAACAAGCAGCGACUUGGGAAAAUCCUCAUUCCCUAAGACUUCAACCUCAGUAGAAGAAUUCACCAUGAGGCUACGGGCAGAUUCAUUCAGCCACAGAUCAUCAAGUUUAAAGACUGAACAUGGCUUUGCAAGAGGAUCUUCGAGCCUAAAGACGCGGGGUGCCAAAGCAGAGUCUUCCAGGUACUUUGGGAGUUUGGUGUCUCUGGAGAGAUGUGACAGUCAAACCUUGGUGGGGUCCAAGUCUGAACUGUUAAGGGAGAGCAGCGGUGCUACUUCAGGAGGCAGAUCCAGCAGAUCAGUGCCAAGACUUGGGGUUCCAGCCUCCACCUCUACACCUGCUUCUUCUUCCCAGGGCUCUUCUGGUGUCACUGCAUCUACAAGCAAACUUGUGCAAGUCAAAGGCAAUGGUAGCUCACGAGUCGCAGUGUCUGGGGGGGCAAAAGUUCGAACUCUGUCCGCCAGCAGCUCCAAGAGCCUUUGUCCUUCCUCUAAACCUCUUGAUAUUGAAACUAGCCGCCACAUUAGUCUACCUCCAAGUGGGAGGGCCCCAGCCCGGUCAGGACUUGCCAAGAUCGGUAGAGGCACCAUCAUGGGAACAAAGCAGGCCAUCAGCAGGGCGGCUAACAACAGGGUCAGUGAAUUAGCCUCUGGGGCUCAAAGAAAGCAACACAGUGGGGGACCUGGACCUACAGAAAAUGAUGGCACUGACAGCGGAACUAGUAGUGUAAGUGAGUCGCCAAACAGCACACCGUUACCCUCACCUUACAGCAAGAUCACUGCGCCUCGGAGGCCACAGCGCUACAGCAGCGGGCAUGGCAGUGAUAACAGUAGCAUCCUGAGUGGGGAGCUGCCUCCCGCCAUGGGACGCACUGCUCUGUUUUACCACAGCGGGGGGAGCAGCGGCUAUGAGAGUAUGAUUCGAGACAGUGAGACCACCGGAAGCACCUCCUCAGCCCACGACUCCAUGAGCGAGAGUGGAGUGUCGACGUCAAAUAGAAGCAGAGUGUCCAAAUCCCCCAAGAAGAGAGGAAACGGUGAGUCUGGGUGCAAAGACUGGAAAAGAAUCACUCAUCCUAAGGUGUGGAGACAAUUACAAUGUAAACCUGAAUUGUCCGGCACCCAUUUUUGUUUCAGAGUGACCACAACAGUCUACAUCCAUGUCACUGCAGCAUCCCAGAGAAGCAGCAGGCUUUUUAAGACUAGAGUCCACUCAGCCCCAUUAGGAGGAAGGCCCCUCACAAAGAAUUCAUACUUAUGGCUUUUGAUUUUAGAUAGCCCCAUAGAUUUUAAUAUCUUCAUAUUUUAUUUGAUCAAGGCGCAUUUAAGCUCAGUGAUGCUUGAUGGCACUAAGGUUGUCAAAAUGUCACUUAGGAGUUAUCGGAGGUUAAAGUAAACACACUCUCAGUCAUGCAGGAACACUCACACCCUGUUUCGCCCUGUCAGCUCCAACGCCACACAUUUCCAUCUUCUUCUUUCCCCUUCUGCAUGUCUAACCUUUUUAGGCAGGUUGUUCCAAAAUUGACUGGCUCUGAUAGCAAAGGCGUGGUCACAUUUAGUUUUAUACCUUGACUUUGGAACAACCAGGAGGGUGCCAUCUAUGGACCCAAGGAUGUUGGCUGGCUCAAAAGAACUCAACUGUUCUGAUAUAAAGCUUGGAGUCAGAUCCAUUUUUGCCUUGAAGUUGAUCAGUAAAAUUUCAAAACCACUUCUAGAACUAACAGGAAGCCAAUGUAUGUAAACUUGGGUUAGAGUGAUGGGAUGUUGUCCGGCAAGGACUCACACUUUGGCACCAGUUAAAGUCACACCAAAAAGUAUGAUAGGAUAUAAUAGAGUCAUCAGCCUUUUUGUUUGCUUUUCUCUCACAGCCUUUCCCCUCUGAUGUUUAAAUGCAUGGCUUUCAGAUUGGCUCUUACAGAGAAACAGCAAGUCUGUAUUCCUUUUUCAUCUCACCAAUUAUAAUUGAAAUUAGGUUUUCAUAUCAUCACAGUUGAUGGAGAAAGUUUAACGCUCAUGUUUGACAUUCAACAACUUUCCCUCAGUGUUCUGAUUCAGGAAGUAAAGGAGCCAUAAAACUCCUCUAGAAGCUUCACAGUGAAAUUAACAUAUUUAUGACUUUUUCCAAAAUCGCUCCCAUCCAUCAGAGAGUGUAAUGAUGGGAUGGGAGCAGCCCCUCUCUUCAAUAUAGUCGUGAAUGCAAAGCAUAUUGAAGAGUACAGGUGUUAUUAUUUCUGUGGGAGCAUCUAUCAAAGACGAUUUCGCUGCAUGAAUUCAUCCCCACCCUAAGUCGUUAUCAUAAAAUCGACAUCCAUGCAUGUUAUCGUGGUUUGUUCUGCCUCUGUGGCGUUCGCUCACAGCAGCUGAUUGUGAUUCGUGCAGUGGCAGUAGCACCCGGGUCAGGCAGCCUGAUGCAUAUGGAACCAGCCUUCGUGUGAUCUGCCUGCCAUCAGUCUGUGGAUCUCAGCUCGUUUCUGCCUCAUGAAUAUUUCAUGAGGCCUCAGCAUUCCCCCGUGUACACAUCCAACUCCAAUUAUCACCCACACAGCCCCCCCCCAACCCCCACCUCAGCCACUCCACAGCAUACACACCCACACACACUCCCCCCCAAUCUGUUACUACUGUACAGUCCAUACUUAAAGACCUGGAGUGUUUUAAUAAUCAGCGUUGGCUGUUUCAGAGCGCGCUGCUGCUUUGGUUUUACUCUUUGCAGGUCUGAUAUUCAUUAAAUUAAUUUGUAAAGCAGCUCUCUGACAGCCGUGUGCACAGAGUCUCUUCUGAUAAUAUUAGGGCUUUAGUUGGACGGUGCUGGUUUUUAAGCUUAUCUGCAGAGCAAAUGUUUGUUGACACAUAGUCAAGCUAUGGGGAAGCUAAACUGACUAAGAUUGAGCUAAUUAAAAAUAAUGAGCUGAGUGGGAUUGCUGUGCACCUGCCAGGCCUUUACCAGCAUAAAGAGCUACAGCUAAUACUAUUUCACAGAUCUGUUUGCCUCUGGAUAAAACUAAUCCCUUUCCUCACGUAUUAAUUUUCAUAAUUUGACUUCCAUCAGGUUUCCAGCGGCGCCGUCUGAUCCCCGCUCCCCUCCCUGACCCCUCCUCUCUGGGCAGGAAGGUGGGGGGUCAGUGGGUGGACCUGCCAGUGCUUGCCGGCACCCUGAAGGAGCCCUUUGAGAUAAAGGUGUACGAAAUCGAUGACGUGGACUGCCUGCAGAGGAGGAGGGAGGUGACGGCGGGAUCAGAGGUGAGGAUGAUUUCAUCUGCUCAGUUUUCUCUUUGACUCUGUUACAUCAUGACUUUACAGUUUGAGUUAUUGGCUCAGACCACAACAGAUGUUCAAUCAGUUUCUCAACCUGAACUCAGCUUAUCUCCAAUAUUCUCUCCUGUGGUGAUCAGAAAGUAGUUUACACUUGAUACUGAGCAAUGUAGUCCAUGUUUGUGCAUGUUUGUAGGCAUUUACUAAUUUAUGCAGCUAUCAAUGUUAACAUUGACAGUCAAGUCUGUAGAAUGAGGAUAUUUAGCGAUAUCCAGAGGGGAACACUUUUCACUGAUCCCCCUGUCAAUGAGGCAAUGGUGGCCCUAGAGGACCAAAAGAAAUACACUACAGAUGGCACGACAAUAAUUGAGCUGUUUUAAGAGAUAGGUGUGAUGUUUUUAUUUAUUUAAUCUAAAUAAAUAUAGUUUAUAAUUCAGUUCCGAGGUAUCAAUUCUGAGUUCUUUUAUUGCUUUGAUAACACAAGCUGACAUUAGUGAUGUAAUGCUAAAGGGCUGGAUCAGAAAACAAAGAUUUUUAAAAUCAUUUUACAUUAAGAAUUAAGAUGUAAGGUAAUAAAGUUAUAAUGGUACAAGAUAAAAUUCAUGUUAUUACAAAAAUAUAUGCAUAUGUGUUAUAUAUUCUAUUUCUUCUGAAAAAUGCUGCAAAAUUCUACACAACAUCCCUUUGAAUUGAAACUCCUGUUGGAAAUUGGAACAAGACACUUUAGUGUCACUUCAAGACAAAAUUUCACCUUGCAACCACCCUCUCCAAAUCAACAAUGAAUUGUGUUGAUGCAACAAUACUCAUGCAAAGAUUAUUAUAAGCUGUAGAAGAUAUAAUAAGCGAGUUUCUCGAGGACCAGCGAAGUGCAGGUUAAGAUAAUGUCUAAGAAGAGAUCAGCACCUGAGCAGCAAGACACAUCCGCAAUCAUGCAGAAACAUCCACACUCUGCAGGGAAGCAGACAGAGCUGCACAGCACAAAAGAAACAAAUAACAAAAUAUAUGACCCAGGGUCAGAACACCUGGUGAUGAAAUCACAUGCUACAUCUACAGAGGCUCUGGUCUUUGAAGUAGGGGGACUAGGUUUGCUUCCCAUUCUCUGCCCUUUUCCACGUGUCAUUUCCCACUCUCUCUUCCAGCUUCCUACUGUAUCAGCUGUCCUCUCAAUAAAAGCACAAGAAGCAAAAACUGAAUUUAAAAAGCAGGAGAUGAAGAAAUCAAUCUAUCAACAAUGAAGACUAAAGUCGUUCCUGGGUUCAUUGGUGAUAUGAUGGUUUAACACAGCCUGAAGGUGCACAGCAUUAGUCACUGAUUCUUUCUUUUAAAUUGGUCAUGUUACCAUAGCAACGAAAACAAACCAGGUCAGACUGUGUGUACUUGCUGUACACCUGAGAGACACUGAGCCACAGAUGAUAAACCUGGAUGUUACAGGAGCAAACACCUGUCUCAUAAAUUACAGAGGUCUCAGUGAAUCAUCCUGACUCUUCACACUAACAAACCCUCGUCUUCAUCAGCUUUUCGUUUCUGUACAGCCGUCAGUGAUCUGCAGGAUCACACCUGAGGCCAGACUUAUCAGUUACUGAGAUUAUCGCUUAGUCAAUUACAGUUUAGUCCUAAUUGGUUUAGAUGGAAGUGGUGGCUGGAGGAGGAAGAGGAGGAGGUGGAGGAGGGCGAGGAGGAGGCAGAGAUGAAUGACGGCUCGGCCUCGGCUGGUUGCUCUUUACGGCCGUCUUGUCUCUCUGUGUUAGCGGCUCGUUAACCUUCAGAGUGUGUGUGUGGGGGGUCGUCAUUCAGCAGUAGGGAUCUCUGAUUUAUUUUCAAUUAGAAGAAGAUGAUGUGCAGUUUGUCUUUCACAGACACACAGAGUUACAGGCAGAGAUCUGUGUGUGAUAAACUCUCAUUUUAUGUUUCUGUCUCCCUCCUUGCAGCCGUUCCAGGAUGUCGAAAAGGUGAGUUAUACAUGUAACCCUUUAAUUCCUGUUCAGUCAGACUGGAAUAAAUCCUACUGUGACUUCAUUAUCUUUACCACCGAGAGCUGAGAUUUCUCUCCUUUGCAUCACCAUGUUGUAAAUUCAUUCAUUUUGUCUUAACUAUAACCCUCCAUUAUGGAUUAAAUUAGUCAGGUCUAAACUAAACUACACCUCAUGCACAUUUUUCCACGUGUAGAGAUGGUCUGGAGCCUUUAUGCACCAUGUAUUUUUAUACUUGAAGGGAUAUCCCAGCAUAAAAUUAAGUAAGGGUCAAACACACCGUAACAGUGAGUUAGACACCCCGUCGAGGGGUUAAUGUUGCCGACAGCUUGCUCCACUAGUUAUACCAACUUUAGUAAUGACCGCACAAUAGCAAUACACAGGAGCUAUAAACAAACCUCAACCAAAAAGCCACUCUAUAGCCACAGAUAAUGCUCAGAACAGAACCUAACUUCAUCAACAGUACAUAUAGGGUCCCAGCCACAGCACUAGCCACCAAACAUCUUUUUAACUUUGCCUCAUUUCUUUAACAAAGAGACUAAACACAACUCACCUACUCUCCUCCAGCAGCCGCUUGUUUGUACUUAGAACUCUGGCGAGUCCAUUACCGCAGCGGAGUGAUGCAGCUUAAGGAAGAACAUUUAUGAUAAUUUCUUUAUUAUUUACUUGAAGUAAUAAUCAUCAUAUUAAUCACUUUGCUCUGCAGACGCAGUAGUUCUUCUGCCUUAGCGUCUCAGUCUGAUUGCAUUCCCAUGAAGAAAUGAUCAUAAAUGUUCUUCCUUGAGCUGCGUCACCCUGCCUCAAUUGAUAAUGAACUGGUCAAGGUCUCGCGACAAAUAAGCAGCUGCUGGAAGAGAGUGGGUGAGUUGUGUUUACUCUCUUUGCUAAAGAAAUUAGGAAAAGUUAAAAAGAUGUUUGGUGGCUAGUGUUAUGGCUGGGACCCUAUAUGUACUGUUGAUGAAGUUAGGUGCUGUUCUGAGCAUUAUCUGUGGCUGUGCGUGGCUUCUCAGACUGCUGUGUAUUGCUAUUGUGUGGUCGUUACUUAAGUUGGUAUAACUAGAGGAGCAAUCGGUCGGCAACAUUUAUCUUUCAACAGGGUGUCUAACUUGGUGUUACAGUGUGUUUGACCCUAAAUUAAUUUUAUGCCAGAAUACCUUUAAAUAAGAUGCUAAAAAUGAUUUUGAAAUUGCACCUCAUCUCUCAUGUAUCAGCUUUACAAUCCGAUGGGUCUCACUCAGCUUGUUACAAUCUCCCUGCUACCAGAGACUGAAGGCCUAAAAGAUUGAGGCAGAAAUGUAUAAACAGGGAUGCCACACAAGAAUGUUAAGUUUUCAAAAAAGAAAACCUUUAUGAAAGAAAACCCCGGAGCAUUCAAAAAUCAAGAAAACAAAUAAGGACCAGAGACCCUGGCCAAAAGGAGCAAAAGAUAAGAAAAUGCUAGGCCAACUGUGCAAUAGACCAUUGCUCCCAGUACAUUUUCCUAAACUAGAUAAGGAGUCGAUCUGAUGUUCUAAAUCACCCCCUCUUACAGCAGACAGGGGAAGGAGGGACCAGAGAGGCAGAGAAGGAGACAAACAUGGGCUUCAUGUAACACAGUUCCCUCAGCAUGAGAGUGCUCAGCACAGCUCUGUGCAGCAUUGAGAGGAGCUGCUGAUGGUUUUACCCUCAAAAUCAGACCUGUGACAAGAGGAAACUUCACAGAGCUGCAAAGUAAUGUUUUUUUACCUCUUGAAUAGUAUCAGGGCAGUAGACUUUCUGAACUGGACUUUUAAAUGGAGAAAACAGAGAGGCUAGCAGAAUGCAACAAAGUAAGGAAUAUUUACUUGACAAUAAAAAGUCAUCUUCUUAUUCUGAUGACAACUUUCCUGCAGCUGUAAAUGCAUCACUUCAGUGUUUUUACAGUCUGAGCUCAGCAGUGUAACAUCCAUCCGUGUUUUUCUGCAUCUGUAAUUAAGUGAAGCUGAGCGUUGACAAUCAUCCUCCUCCGUCACCUGUUUCCCCUCAGCUGUCCCUAAUCCUCCGCUCAGCGUUUGUCCCGCAGCUUAAGUUACAAACCAACAGAUUAGCACUUAUGCUAAUUUUGUCUUCGUCUGCCUCUUAAUUAAAUCCAGUAGCGGACACUAGGUGAGGUCUCAGAGCAGGUUAGUGUCCCUCCACCCUCCACCUCCUCUUCCUGAAUGAACCAUUAAGAGUCCGUCCUCACGUCGCAGACAGUCUACGGGUGAAGCUGAGUGUGGUGUUUUCUUUGUCCUCAGGGUCUGCUCUACUUUAACGCCCGACUGAGGAUGCUGGAGAAGAGGCAGCAGCAGAUCAGAGAGCUGAGGAGCAAACAUGAGAGUCUGCGGGUCGAGCUGGAGGAGGCCAAGAGCCGGCUGAUGCUCCACCCGAGCAGGUGGAGCGGAGAGUGUGAGUACACACCUGUUUGAAUGUUAGUGACCAUCAUGACCACAUAAUAUUUAAUCUUUUCAUUGUGAUAAUCUGAAUUUCUUCUUCACUGUCUUGAUAAAUUCCUGUUGUGUUUGUUUGUUGGUUAAUUCUGGACUUCAGCCACUGUUAUCAGCUUAUUAGUCUGCAGGGCUCUGAGCCGUUAAACAAAGAAAGGAGCCUGUUUGGAUUACUGUGAUCUCCCAGAGCUGAUGAAAUAAUCUGAUAUCAGUCUGUCUGGAGGGUUUUUACUGGCUGCUUUUCCUUGUUAGAUAUCAAUGAUCUGAUCUAAAGUUGUUUUGAGGUGAGAGUCAGGAUUAUUUCUACAAAAUCAGGUGUUAUCAGAGCUGUCUGCGCUCAAAGAGGAUCAGCUUUCUCUGUACCAGACUCUUCAGCCUCCUACUCCUCUUCAUUGAGUAGCUCCUGACCUGAAAACACACUCUGUGGACAAACACAUACUCUGUGGACAAACACAUACUCUGUGGACACGCAGAGAGUCUCCAGCUGAGUGUUGCCGGGAGCCUCCGGUUAAACCUCUCUCCAUUAUGUUUCUAUUUCUGAACCGACUGGCGGUGCAGCGAGUGUUUGGAGGGGAGUGUUGGAGCGAAAUGCAAACACAAACAGCCCGCAGGGAGAGGAUUAUAUUUACAUCUUUUUAUUAUUUCUCUGUCGGAGGGACACGCUCUCUCAGGUCACCUCCAAGAACAGCCAGCACUUCUUUUUACAAUAAAACACCAGACUCUGCAAAAAGCAGAAGACGGGCUGAAGGCCUGUCUGAGAUCAAUACGACAUUAUUUCCUGCUGGAGAAACGGGCCGAGCUGGAGCUCAUAAAUCACCAGAGACCUCCUCAGACUUUAUUACUAGAGCCUCUUCUAUCUUCUUCUUUAAAAGGGUUUUAUGGAGGCCAGUGUUUCCAUAUCUGACCUGAAGGUCUGACUUAGAGGGUGUUGAUGCUGUUCAGUGAUGUUUGGUUUUAUGAAUUGAACAGACCUGACGACCAAAUAUCCCAGCAUGCAGUGCAUUUUCAACCUCUGAGUGUGCUCACAUUUGAUGGUGUUUAUCUUAAGAAAUCUCAGUUAACUUUGGUUUGGCUUAAUUUAGAUAUCUGCAGUAAAAUCAAGGCAUUGGUGUUUUAAAGGGCUAUUCCAGCGUAAAAUUAAGUUAGGGUCAAACACUGAGUCAGACACCCCAUCUUCCCUUCUUCAGGGAAGAAAGUUGACCCAUUAUGUCCCCAUCCUAAAACUGAGGUCCCGCUGAGAGUUACAUAAACUACCACAUCAUUACUGCAAUAUUACUAACUUUAAAAGAGCAAAGACUUUAACUUGUCUCUUUCUGUCUGUCCUUCAGUCGAUGUGGACCAAGACCUGGACCGAGAGUCUCAGGAGUACCUGGAAGCUCUGUCUCAGGUUACUGCAGAGCUGGAGUACUGUGUCAACCUCUGCAAGUCCCGAGUCAUGAUGGAGACGUGCUUCGACAUCGCUGGGACCUCUGACAACACUGCUGCGCUGGGAGGACAGCAGGAGGUGGAGGUGUGA